GGCACUUCGGGAGCUAGGAAAAGCUACGACGCGCGACGACGGGACUUAGUCGACUUGUGGUCGGUUAGGUCGUUUUCCCCCAAAGCUCUUGUACAGCUUGUAGAAAGGCGAACCUCGACGACCUCCAGCGCGAGGGGAGUUCGAUCGCGUAGCGGUGCGCGGGAGCUGCACAACGGGUUUGCCGUGGGGUUUUGCAGAACUACAGUUUUCUUGUGUGUCUGCGCGCAAGGUGAAGACAAGACAAAAUGUGAGCCGCUGAUCCGAGCUGAUCAAGAGUGCUGCUAGAGAGUGAUCGAAGAAGCCAACUGGGGAGUCGUGCUGGGUGGCAUAUCUGGCCGGAAUCUGCGAAAGAAAAGAGUGAAUAUCUGGUAAAGAUCGUGUGUGCACAAAAAGAAAUAUUUUCAGUGAAGAGCAAACAGCAGUGAGUACACACAGUCACAUGCUGCCGUGAAGAAUGAGGUGAAAAAGUGAUCGGGUACCUCUCUCUCGACUAGUGUGCAAAAUGCUGGUAAAAUGUCAAAGGAGCAUAGCGAGCAAUACCAGUGACGACAAGGGAACCUUAAGAAGAAACUGAAACGAAACGGUGACGAUCGGGGGACGACGAUCACCGGAUAUGGUAGCUGUUGCUGCAUGGAGUGAAACCAGGACGGUGCUGCGACCAGAACGAGGAAUAUUCGCAAAAAUGAAAAUAUUUUUGCCACUAGUGGUGUGGCUAGUGCUGUUAUUUCGGACGGCGAGUUCACAGUACUCGGCGUCCCGGAAAAACGUCGGCAUCUUCGGGCUGAAGCACGAGGUGUUUUUUCUGAACCUGGAGGACGGCUACUUCGGCUGCCAGGUCAACGAGUCCACAGACUAUCUGCAGCUGUACGAGCUGUCCAAGCUGUGUGAUGGCACAUCGGACUGCUACAUGGGCUCCGAUGAGCUUAGAAAUAAGUUAAAAUGUACAAAUGAUUGUGAUAAAGAUGGCACGGCCUGCUCGAACGGAGCGUGCCUAGAAGGCCAAUGCCAUUGUAAUGAUGGCUUUGGAGGUUGCAAUUGUCAAGUUCCAGACGAAAACGAGUGUAAAUAUCGACCCUGUGACGUUUUCGCACACUGUACAAAUACUUUAGGUAGCUUUACUUGCACCUGCUUCCCGGGCUAUCGGGGAGACGGCUUCCAGUGCGUGGAUAUUGACGAGUGUCAAGAUCCAGCGAUCGCCGCGCGAUGCGUCGAUAACGCGGAAUGCUGCAACCUUCCGGCGCACUUUGUGUGCAAAUGCAAGUCAGGCUUCGAAGGGGACGGCGAGGAACGGUGUACAGACAUCAACGAGUGUCUGGAUCCUCAGGCGUGCGGCGUGAACGCCGAGUGCGUCAACGUGCCCGGCAACUACACGUGUCUGUGCCGGGACGGCUUCGUCGGCGAUCCGUACAACGGGUGCGCCGACGUGGACGAGUGCGCCCAGCCGGGAGUUUGCGGACCAGGUGCCAUAUGUAUGAAUGUGGAGGGCGGUUAUCGCUGCGACUGCCCCGCCGGAUUCGAUGGUGACGCACGCUCGGCCCAGGGAUGCGCCGACUUUGACGAAUGUACCCGUUCCCCCUGCGGACGGAACGCACUGUGCCGAAAUGACGUGGGAAGCUUCCGGUGCGAGUGCCCGGAAGGAUUCCACGGUGACGCGAUGACGGACUGCCAAGAUAUUGACGAAUGCUCGAAUAACCCGUGCGCCGAGGGCGCCCAGUGCAUCAACACGCCCGGCGGCUUCCGGUGCAGUUGCCCGGCCGGCAUGACCGGCUCGGGUGACGGCCACUGCGACGACAUUAACGAGUGUGCGAGGGCUAACGCUUGCGGAGAGAAUGCCAAGUGCAUCAACUUUCCCGGAUCGUACAAGUGCUUGUGCCCGCAGGGCUUCCAGGGACGGGGUGAACUGUUUUGCAAAAAUGUAAACGAAUGCCUAGAUAAUCCGUGUGGGGAAAACGCAAUCUGCACCGAUACGGUUGGUAGCUUUGUUUGCUCAUGUAAGCCAGAAUACACGGGAGAUCCAUUUCGGGGCUGCGUCGACAUCGACGAGUGUACGGCGUUCGACAAGCCGUGCGGCAACCACGCCAUCUGCGAGAACGCCAACCCGGGCUACAACUGUCUGUGCCCGCAGGGUUACGCCGGAAAGCCGGACCCGAAGAUCGCUUGCGAGCAGGCGGACGUUAACGUGCUCUGCAAGAGCAACUUUGACUGUACCAACAACGCGGAAUGUAUCGAGGGGCAGUGCUUCUGCCAGGACGGAUUCGAACCGCAGGGCUCGAGCUGCGUCGAUAUCGACGAAUGUCGGAUGGACGCGCACGUGUGCGGACCGUCGGCGAUGUGUAUCAACACGCCCGGAUCGUUCCGAUGUGACUGCGAAGCUGGAUUUAUUGGAACGCCACCGAGGAUUCAGUGCAAGACACCUUGUGCGGAUGUCAAGUGUGGCAAGAACGCGUACUGCAAAGCCGAAGGACAGGAAGCGUUUUGUAUCUGCGAAGAAGGAUGGACCUUCAACCCUAAUGACAUUUCUGCUGGUUGCGUUGAUAUCAACGAGUGCGAUCCCGGACAAGGGCCGAACGGACGGUGCGGAGUGAACGCUGCGUGCACGAAUCUUCCCGGUAGCUUCAGCUGCCAAUGUCCACCGGGAUUCACCGGAGACGCAAGCCGUCAAUGCUACGACGUUGACGAGUGCUCGAAACCAAACGCCUGCGGAGAAGGCGCUGUUUGUAAAAAUCUCGAAGGUUCUCACAAAUGUUCCUGUCCAGAGGGAUCCAUCGCCGAUCCCGACCCUAGUGUAAGGUGUAUCACCAUUGUAACGUGUACCAAAGAUAACGACUGCCCAGGAAACGCCAUUUGCGACGCCGAAAAACGAUGCCUCUGUCCGGAACCUAACGUUGGAAACGAUUGUCGACAUCCGUGCGAGAAUACCGCUUGCGGUCCCAACUCGCACUGCAUGCUGGUCAACGGAGCCGCACAGUGCCUGUGCAGCGAAGGAUUCACCGGACAUCCGAGUCAGUGCGUAGACAUCAACGAAUGCGCUGGAAAUCCGUGCCCAAGUGGAGCAAUCUGCUCGAAUCUACCAGGCGGGUACACUUGUCAGUGUCCGGGCGGUAGCUCGGGUGAUCCAUACUCCGGAGGAUGCUCCAAGUCGGCUUUGAACACGUGCAACGAUCAGAACCCAUGCCCGGCGGGCGAGAAAUGCAUCCAGGAUGCUUACAGCGGAAACAGUGUCUGCAUCUGCGGACAAGGAUACAAACGAAACGCCAAAGGAGUGUGCAAGGACAUCAACGAAUGCAAAGACCCAAACAAACCCGCCUGCGGAGUCAACGCCAUCUGUAAGAACCUUCCAGGAAGUUACGAGUGCCAGUGUCCACCAGGAUUCAACGGAAAUCCGUUCCUGUCGUGUGAAGAAUGCAGUAGCCUGGAGUGCAAAUGCCCUGCCCCGUACAAGUUCAUGGACGGCAACUGCGUUCUAGAUAGCUGCUCAACCGAUGGCAAAUGCGCAGGAGGAGCGGAAUGUAUCACGAUUACCGGAGGCGUAAGCUACUGUGCCUGCCCGAAGGGAUUCCGAACGCAAGCCGACGGAAAGUGCGAAGAUAUCGAUGAAUGUUCCGAAGGACAACAGGUUUGUGGCUACGACGCCAUCUGCAUGAACACAAUCGGAGGAUACGAAUGCAAAUGUCCGCUGGGAUACUCCGGAGAUCCGUACAACGGGUUAUGUGCACUUGCGCAGAAGCGUUGCUCCGCCGAUCGAGAAUGUAACAGCAAUGAAAAGUGUGUUCAACCUGGAGAGUGCGUGUGUCCACCACCGUUCUACAUGGAUGCGUACGAUGGAAACAAGUGUAAGAGUCCUUGUGAGCGAUUCCCAUGCGGAAUCAACGCUCGAUGCACACCCACGGAUCCACCGCAAUGUAUGUGUGAAGUUGGCUACAAGGGCGACCCACUAACGGGAUGCACAGAUGAAGAUGAGUGCGCCAACUCACCGUGUGCUUACGGAGCUCAAUGCGUCAACCAGAAGGGUGGCUACAAGUGCGUCUGCCCGAGGGGCUUGGUAGGUGAUGCGUACAAAGGCGGUUGCAUACUGGAAGAGGGAUCCGUCAAGAGUCAGUGCCGACGAAAUCAAGACUGUGCCGACACGUUGGCUUGUGAGCGAGGAACCUGCGUUAGUCCGUGCAGCAGCUUGCUUUGCGGACCAAACGCGUACUGCGAGCCAGAAAAACACGCCGCUUGGUGUCGCUGCCGGGUUGGGUUUGUUGAAGGUCCCAACGGAGACUGUGUGUCGCAAUGCAACGGCUACAUGUGUGGUCAGGGUGCUAUCUGCAUCGUUACAAACAGUGGUCCCACGUGCAAGUGUCCACCUGGGGAGAUGGGUAAUCCCUUCCCCGGUGGUUCCUGCGUUACGGAUCAGUGCUCAGCGAAUCGACCAUGUAUUGACCCACAAGUAUGUAUCAACGGACGCUGCAAGCACAAGUGUGACGGAGUUGUGUGUGGAAUCGGAGCGACCUGCGACGGUGCCACUGGAAAAUGCGUCUGCGAGCCGUUCUUUGUUGGAAAUCCGGAAAUGCUUUGUAUGCCUCCCAUCACUACACCAAGCUGCGAACCGGAAUGUGGCCAGAACGCACACUGCGAGUACGGCGUCGUACAGAACACUUGCGUGUGCAAUCCGGGAACGAGCGGAAAUCCGUACGGACUGUGCGAGGCGAAGCAACGCAACACUUGCAGCAGCACGUCGUGCGGCGCUAACGCACAAUGCCGCGAAACGUUGCACGGCGUAGAGUGCGUUUGCCCGAAUGGAUUCAUCGGUAAUCCGUACGUGCAAUGCAAAGACAUUGACGAGUGCUCGACGGGAAACGUGUGCGGUGAGGGAGCGCUCUGUAUCAACAGUGCCGGAAGCUUCGACUGUCGCUGCAAGCCGGGACUCGCUGGAAAUCCGUUUACAAUGUGCUCACCGAUGGAGAAGAAUAUGUGUGACAAUCCGAGACGGUGUCAGUGCGGAAAGAAGACGCUGUGUCCACCUGGGUACACGUGUGAACGUGGAUCAUGCAAGGAUCUGUGCGCGAAGACCACCUGCGGUCCGAGAGCUGCGUGCGACUCUGGAAAGUGUGUUUGUCCACCUGGGUACACCGGAAACCCGAAGGAUCUUCGCAGCGGAUGCGUACAGGAAGGACAAUGUGACAACGAUGCGGACUGUAAGAACAAAGAGAUUUGCUUCCAGUACGGAAAAGGUGUACGAAAGUGUGUUGAUGCGUGCAGUAAGCUACAGUGUGGACCAAACGCACUUUGUGUGUCGGAUGAUCAUCGCUCGACCUGCAUUUGUGCGAGCGGAUACGUUGGAAGUCCGGGAGACCUGACGCUUGGAUGCCAACGAGAAGCAACAAAGAUUGUUGAAGGCUGUAAGGACGACAGCGAAUGCAGUGGUGGGAAAAUCUGCGCCUUGACUGAAACUGGACUGCGAUCGUGCGUCAACCCAUGCAGUGUAGUGGAAUGUGGAGUUAAUGAAGUUUGCAAAGCUGAUGAUCACAACAACCCUAUCUGUCAUUGUCAGGAUGGAUUCGUCUGGAAUCCGGUAGCGUCAGCAUGCGAGAAGCCAUCCAUCCCAGACUGCACAAGAGAUGAAGAUUGUCACCAAGUGGCGGCUUGCCGUCAAGAUGUUUUGGGAAUUCUCAAGUGUACGCCGGUAUGUGCGGAGUUUACGUGCCCGGCAAAUUCGGUUUGUGUAUCGUCGAAUCAUAGAGGAAGCUGUCAAUGCCUUCCAGGAUACACUGGAAAUCCGAACGACCGAAACGGAUGCCGUCCAGAACUUCAGAACAAGUGUCUCACAAGCGCUGAAUGCGCCGAGUCGGACGCAUGCGUACAGCACGAUGGAGCGUUGAGAUGCCGACCGGCCUGCGAAAACAUUCAAUGUGGACCACACGCGAUUUGCAUUAGCAACAAUCACAACGGCCAGUGUCAGUGCCCACCAGGAUCGUACGCUGGGGAUCCAUACGAUCUCAAGAAAGGAUGCCAAUCGGUGCCGUGCGUCUACAACAACGACUGUCCACCGACGCAAAUGUGCAACCGAAUGACGCACACUUGUUUCGACAUUUGUACCGAGGAUACCUGCGGAGAGAACGCCGUAUGUAUAGCGGAGAACCAUCGAUCGCUGUGUCAGUGCCCGCCAGGGUACAAAGCGAACCCGAUCGCCGAUGUAGAAUGUACGCCGCUCAAGUCUUGCGAUCCGAGUCCGUGCCAUCCGUCGGCCAUUUGCGAAGCGGGACCAGACGGACACAUCUGCAAGUGCCCAGCGGAACAGGUGGGAGAUCCAAUGACCGGAUGUAGACCGGAGGGAGCCUGUCCCAACGGAGAUCUUCAGUGUCCGGAAAAUGCGGCUUGCGUGAAUGGAAAGUGCGUCGAUCCAUGUACGAAUGCUUGCGGAAUCAACUCUAAAUGCACGGUCAUCAACCGAACACCGGUGUGCAGCUGUAAAGCAAAGUACGUUCCGGGAGUUAGCGGAACCGCAAGAGAUGGCUGCGUACGACUUGUCAGCGAAUGUUUGAGUGACUUGGAUUGUGGUGGUGAUGUUUGCCAAAACGGUCAAUGCAUGGUGGUUUGUCGUAACACGCAGGAUUGUUCGGGUGGCGAACGAUGCGUCAGUAACGUAUGCACGCAGCCCUGCUCAAGUCAUACCCAAUGCGGUGAUGGACAAGCUUGUAUCGCAGGAAGCUGCUUGCUCGGAUGUAGAAGCAACAAGGACUGUGACGGAGCGAAGGCCUGUAUCAACAGUAAGUGCAAGAAUCCGUGUGAAACGGAAGGAGCCUGCGGACCGAACGCCAUCUGUAGCUGUGUCAACCACAUUACGACAUGCAAAUGUCCAGCUGGAUUCGAAGGAAAUCCGAUUCCGGAACAGGGAUGCGUCAGAAUGCCAGCAUCUUGUACAACUUCGACAGAAUGCGCCGCCGGACACAUGUGCAUCGCAAAUCAGUGUAACUUGCCAUGCUCGGAAAAUACUGCUUGCGCAGUUGGAGAACGAUGCCACAACAACAUGUGCGCCAAGGUGUGCUACACGAACAACAACUGCCUGCCUGGAGAGGUUUGUAACGAAGCUGGAACGUGCCAGCCAGGCUGCAGCACGGAUACGGACUGUCCAUCGCAAAAGAUUUGUUUGGCGAGCAAGUGCAAGUGCAUGAAGGGAUUCAUUGGCACUCCGUUCGGAUGUACCGACAUUGAUGAAUGUACCGAUGGUCCGUGCCACGAGAGUGCGCUGUGUGAGAACAUACCGGGAUCGUACCGAUGUGCUUGUCCGGAGGGAACGGUUGGAGACGCCUACUCGAAUCCGGGAUGUCGUCUUCCGAAUCAAUGCUACAAGAACGCCGAUUGCGCUGAGAACUUGGCUUGUGUUGAAGGAAAGUGCAAAGAUCCUUGCCAGACAGUCAAGUGUGGAGCCAAUGCCGAAUGUCAAAUCGUUGACCAUGAAGCCACAUGCCAGUGUCCCUCGGGACAUCUGGGCGAUGCAAGAGAUCAGACCGUUGGAUGCUUCCGCGUGGAAUGUUUGACCAGCGAGGAUUGUGGAUUGGAGCGACAGUGUCACAGCGAAUCGAACAAGUGUAUCAAUCCGUGUGAGUUUGUAGACUGCGGAAAGGGUGCUUGCCACAUCGAGAACCAUGAGGCCAUUUGUACCUGCUUCCAAGGAUACGACGUUAUUGGAGGACGAUGCGAAGACAUGGAUGAAUGUCAAACGAAUCCUUGCCAUGCAAGUGCGACGUGUCAGAAUACGCCUGGAAGCUACACGUGCUCGUGUCCUGAGGGAUUGGUUGGAGAUCCGAUCAACAGUGGAUGCAGAAGUCCAGACGAAUGUAUUACCAACUCGGACUGUCCAACUACGGCGAUUUGCGAAGCUGCGCGAUGCAAGAACCCAUGUGACGUAAAGGAUGCUUGUGGACAGAACGCCGUUUGUAGUGCCGUUGCUCACGCAGCUGUCUGCGAGUGUGCACCAAAUUCACGAGGAAAUCCGAAGAAGGGAUGCACCAAGAUUGAGUGUUCGGAAGCUAACGAUUGUUCAGCCAGCCAGACGUGUAUCAGGUACAAAUGUGUCGAUCCAUGUUCGCUAACCAAUGCUUGCGGCCAAAGCGCUACUUGUGUAUCGGAGAAUCACCUGGCCAUCUGCUCGUGUCAACCCGGAACAACUGGAAACCCGCUGCUGGGAUGUGUCCCACUGCAGUACUGUAACAGCGAUCAGCAGUGUCCUGCCGGAACGAAGUGUAGUGCUGGAGUGUGCAGUGCACUGUGCUCGAGCAAUCGGGAAUGUAUCAGCGAUCAGCUGUGUAUACAGGGAGUGUGCCAGCCGACGUGCAAGACCAACUCUAGCUGCCCGGACUUCCAGUUCUGCCAGAACAACAUCUGCACGCAGGAGUUCAGGUGCCGAACGGAUGAUGAUUGUGACAUUGACGAAAACUGCGUUGUGGAUUCAACUGGACGGUCCGAGUGUAUAAACGCAUGUUCGGGACGUACUCUGUGCGGGAGGAACGCGGAGUGUUCCGCCAGGGAUCACUCGGCAGUUUGCGACUGCAAGCCAGGAUAUUACCAGGACAAGUCCGGAACGUGUAGAAAGAUAGAAUGUCAAUCGGACGAAGAUUGCUCAUCGGACAAGACUUGCGAGAACCAUACUUGUAAAAUUGCAUGCUUGAUUGGAGAGCCUUGUGGCGCAAAUGCGCUAUGUUCAGCGGAGAACCACAAACAAGUGUGCUAUUGUCAACCGGGAUUCACCGGAGAUCCAAAGAUUGGAUGUAAUUUAAUCGACUUCUGUAAGGAAUCACCAUGCGGACCAAACGCCAAGUGUAGAAACAGUCGCGGAUCGUACAGAUGCUCGUGCUCAGCUGGAUUGGUUGGUGAUCCUUACAAUACCGGCUGCAAGAAGGCAGCCGAAUGUGAAACGAACGCCGAUUGUCCCGACAAUGCCGAGUGUAGCCAAGCGGGCGGAGAGCCCAAAUGUAGGGACGUGUGCGAAAGCGUACAGUGCAGUCCGAACGCCGAAUGUCAGCCAAGAAAUCACCAAGCCGUUUGCCAGUGCCGUAGUGGGUACGAAGGCAAUCCGACGGAUCUGCUGAACGGUUGCAAAGCACUGCCUCUGCCGUGCAAGCUGAACAAUGACUGCCCGGAAGAUUCGUACUGCUACGGACAAGUGUGCAAACCUGCUUGCACCGCGACCGAGGAGUGCAACCAGGACGAGGUGUGCGCCAAGGGCCAGUGCGUGAACCCGUGCCAGGAGGCCGGCACGGCCUGCGGCAUGAACGCCGAGUGCCGGAUGGCUGGCCACUUUAAACAGUGCUCAUGCCCAGCCGGUUUCACCGGCGAUCCCGCGCUCGAGUGCGUCCGCGUGCCCGUGCUGUGCAGCUCCAGUGCCGACUGCGCCCCGGGGAUGGCCUGCCACGAGUCGAUGUGUUUGCCGCGCUGCGGCGCGGACCAGGAGUGCGCGCUCAACGAGAAGUGCAUCGGAGGCCAGUGCAUGCUGACGUGCCGCCUGGACAACGACUGCUUCCUGGGCCACAUCUGCCUGAACGGACGAUGCGUGUACGGAUGUCAUUCGGACGACGACUGUGGUGCUAGCGAAACGUGUCGCAACAACCGUUGCACGGAUCCGUGCCGCGAUAGUCCGUGCGGUCCGAACGCGGCCUGUACGGUCGUGAACCAUCGAGCGAGCUGUUCGUGCAUCAACGGAAUGGUUCCGAGUCCGACAGCCAAGAUUGGCUGUAUUCGUGCCCCUGCGCUGCAGUGUACCGAGAACCGAGACUGCACGGACGGUACUUCGUGUAUCGAGAACGUGUGCCGACCGAUUUGUGCCAACGAUCAGGGAUGCCUGAACAACGAACGAUGCGAUCGAGGAACUUGCAAGCCGAUUUGUCGACGAGAUGACGACUGUCGUACUGGAGAAGUAUGCCAGGGACAGACGUGUAUGAUUGGAUGCCGGUCGAACGCGGGAUGUCCGGCUGAGCUGGCCUGUGUGAAUCAGCAAUGCGUUGAUCCAUGCCAGGAGCCGACGGCUUGUGGAACAAACGCCAUCUGUACGGUAGCAAAUCAUCGCAAGCAGUGCGUUUGUCCUGCACCGCUGGUCGGAGAUCCCCUGGUGGGAUGCCGAGCGGAGGAGCGAUCGUGCCAGGCGAGAAGUGACUGCGCCAAGGGACAAGCUUGCUACGGAAAUACGUGUAUGCAGACUUGCAGAAACGAUCAAAACUGCCUGGCAGAUGAACGCUGUAUUCGAGGAACGUGCCGAACGGUGUGCAACAGCGACGCUUCGUGCUCGAACGGGCUGAUCUGCGAGAACCGAAUCUGCCAGACCGGAUGCAGAACCGACAACAACUGCCCGAACAAUCAGGCCUGUAUCAACAAGCAGUGUACGGAUCCUUGCACGGUGCUUGGACAGUGUGGCUCAUGCUCGGAGUGUACGGUGGUGAACCACGGAGUUCAGUGCAGCUGCCCAAGUGGAUACCUCGGUAAUCCGCUGGUGUCUUGCGCGCCACCACCGCAAAAGUGCAACUCAUACUGCUACUGUGACGAAGAAGGAAUUUACUGCGCUGACAAGUGUCGACAAGCCAAGGACUGCGCGUGCGGACAAACCUGCCAGCGUGGCCGAUGCCGUGCCAAGUGUAAUCCGGGAUCGUGUCCAGCUGGGCAGCUGUGUCAAAAUGGAGCCUGCAUGGCCGGAUGUCGAUCGAACGCGGACUGUCCUGGAGAGAGAUCGUGUACGAAUAAGAAGUGUAUCGACCCUUGCGCUGGAGGAAAGGCCUGUGGAAAGAACGCUAUUUGCCAGGUUGCCGAUCACCAGGCGCUGUGCCUGUGUCCGGACGGAUUCCAGGGUGAUCCUCGGGAAGGAUGUGUCCAAUACGAAUGCCAAACGAACGAAGACUGCGAACUGGACAAGAAGUGUGUCGCCGGAAAGUGUACCAACCCGUGCCUGGAGCACGACGCGUGCGGUUUGAAUGCUCAGUGUCGCGUCGUGAACCGCCAGGCUCAGUGCUCGUGCACGCCCGGAUUCUUCGGAAACGCCCGCCAGGAGUGCCAGCCGCUGCAGAAGCACAGCUGUUCGCAGAAUCCGUGCGGAGAGAACACCGUCUGUCGCGAGGAUGCCAACGGGUACGAGUGCACGUGUCAACCGGGCUGCAUGGGAGAUCCACGGCAGGGCUGCCUGUGCGAGGGUAAGCAGACCAACAAGUGCCACGAGUUCCCCUGCGGAAAGAAGGCCGUGUGCCGUGUUACGGCGUACGAUCAACCCGAGUGCUACUGCCCGCCGCUGUACCCGGGAGGCGAUCCGUAUGUUGAAUGUACGAACGAAAGAACCGUCACCGACUGUCGAACGACCGGCUGUGCCGAAGGCGAAUGCGUUCGAGACGGCACGCAAUUUAUCUGCCGCAACGACGAGUCCUGUGCGAACGAUAUGCAAUGUCCCAAUGAAAAGGCUUGUAUCGGAGGAAAGUGUUCCGACCCUUGCUCCCUGCGAGGAGCCUGUGGCGAUAAUGCCCUGUGCCAAACGGUGCUCCACAGGCCGCGCUGUUCGUGCCCAAGUUGUUACAUCGGUAGACCGAAUGUGGAGUGCAAGCCCGAUCCCAAAUGCAAAGAGGCCACCACGCAAAAGCCCAGCGAUCCCAAGAUCGUAUCGAUCGCGUGCGAAAAGGACGCCGACUGUGACGAGUCACUGCGAUGUGACGCCAGCGGCCAGUGCAACGAUCCGUGCACCAUACCGACCACGUACGUGUGUGACCCGAACAAGAAAUGUAUCUCCCGACGGCACCGGCCGGUUUGCGUCUGCAAGCACGGCUUCAUCGUGAACGACUACGGAGAGCUGAUCUGUGCUCCGGAGAAACGGGAAUGUCACGGAGAUGACGGUUGCGCCUCGAACAUGGCUUGCAUCGACGGCAAAUGCUUGAACCCUUGUAUGCCCACGGCUACCCGAGGACCCGCCUGCCCGGAGGACAAAGCCUGCAUGGUGAUGGACCACAAGCCGGCUUGCGUCUGCAUGAAGGACUGUAGUCCGACCCUGUCGAUCUGCCUCCGGGACAGCGGGUGUCCGUCGGAUCUCGCCUGUCGUAACUAUCAGUGCGUAAACCCUUGCGAAAGCACUCAGUGUGCCGACGACACACCGUGCUUUGUCGAAGACCAUAAACCGAUCUGUAAAUUCUGCCCUCCCGGAUUCGUGAAAGAUGCCCACCAAGGAUGCUUGAAAGCUACAGAAGAAGUAAAACACGAUGAACAAAAACAAGAAGAAGAAGAAGCACCGCGCCGCUGCUCGAAGCAUUCCGACUGCGGCACGGAACGGUUGCAGUGUCUAGCGGGCCGUUGUCUUGAUCCCUGUGGUGGGUCCUCCGCUGCAUGUGGCGAAUCGGCUGACUGCACCGUCAAAGCGCACGCCCCCGUCUGCACCUGCCCCGCCGGGUAUACGGGCAAUCCCGGCAGAAAGUGUGUCCCAGUGACGACCUCCACCACCUUGCAGACCACCACGGAUGGACGCUUGGACGCAGCGACGACCACGGAAGAGUACGGCGGAGACGCGUACACAGGCGACGGCAUCGAUCGAUCGGACGUGUACAGCACGGUGGAGCCGGAUGUUGAUAGUACGACCAUUACGGAGACAGCGAGCGGUGAGCGUACGCCACCGGCUAUCACCGAAACACCGUUCCGAUCGACGACGAUGACCGGUGAGAAUCUGUUGGUUACUGUGGGUAGUUCAAAUGGUACGGAAUCUCCACAAUACAUGACCAUCACAAGCACAGAUCGAUUCGCUCAAGAGGUGACUACAACAAAAGAAACCAAGAAGAUUUGGUCAACAACUAAACCUACAACAAUCGGGCAAACCGAAACUACCACCGAGGCUGGAACUGAAAAGACUUGGUCAGAAUCAGAGGCAACAACUAAACCAACAAGCACUGUCCGAACUGAGACUCAAUAUGAAACGAGUUCAUCAACACCGUAUAUUAGUACAAAAGAACCGAUGACUGAAACUAACGUGCCAACUGGAAGCUCUAAAGAUUAUGAAGAUCGCACAUCAAGUGUUACAAAACAAUACGAAGAGAGUCCAACGACAUCAGAUCCGAGAGAGACUGCUUCUGGACCAACUAUUUCGACUCCGUCAUCCAGUACAAAGGAAUCAGAGAGUGAUGCAUCAACUGGAAGCUCUACAGACUAUGACGAUCGCACAACAGAAACUGAAGGAACUUCACCAAGUGUUACAAAAGUAACCACUUCUGACCUGGCUACUUCCACUCCGUCAACCGAUACAAAUGUAUCAACUGGAAGCACUACAGAGUAUGAAGAACGAACAACAGUUUUUGAAGGAACGACUACAAGUGUAACAAAGAAAUACGACGAGAAUCGAACAACACUCAGUCAAACAGAAGCAACUUCAGAACUACCUUCUUCAACUGAUAGCACAACAAAGUAUGACGAAAGUACAGCAACUACAGAAGAAACUUCUAAGUCAUCGACAGUACCCACUACUUACGACAGCACAAAUAAGGUAGAUAGCGACGCAACAACUGCUUCCGGUUAUACAGCAACAGUAACAGAGAAAACCUCUCAACCAACAACAAAAAGCUUCACGCAACAGUCCGAUCAAGAAGAGACAACCACUUCACCAUACACCAAUACGAAAGAAUCAAUAACUGAUAGUAACGUACAAACCAGUAGCACUACAUCGUUUGACGAUCAGACAACAAUUACAGAAAGAACCGCUCUGCCGUCAUCCUCAAGCAAUACAGAGAAAUAUGGCGAAACCACCACUCGUAAGAAUCUCUCAACCUCCACCGCUCCAACGUUUGAAACAUCAACACUAACCGAAACCGUACCAACAAUCCCCCAAACGACCAUCUCAACCCUUGACGUCAAAGACCUCACCACGAUGCGCGUGCUACCCACCACCAAGAGCCCAACCCACGUCGAUACGUUGGUGAAGCAGGACCGCAAGACUACCGAGCUGGAAACGGACAUUCCGCCAACGAUGCUAACCCGUCCGACGACCCUGCCGGAUGUGCUGAUGAAUCGCAGCAGCACCACCGAGCGGUACGACGAGUACGUGUACGGUGGAGAAGCGACGGUUAAACCCGUCAAGGAUCGCAAGGACGACGUGGGUGCGAGCACGACAACGCAAGCUAGUACUACGGCGCAGGACGAAACUGAGGGUGAUCGAAGCAUUCCGUUGUCGACGAGUGCGUAUGAUGGGGAGGAGAACGAUGAUGAUUACAGCGAGGAGCUGACUGAGGAAAGUACUACGGUUAAAGGAGGGGUGAAGACGUCGACAAAGGUGACGGUGGUGACUGAGACGAGUACUGAUCGCAGAGAUGGAAGGGUUACUGCUACUGAAACGUCACAAGUUGAUACGACAACUUUGCGGAUAACGUCAACUGUAACGGCUGACGAAGAAGCAACGACUCAGGUGACCACUGAAGAUCUACAGAAGGUAGUUACGCAUGUGUAUGAUUCGGCAACGACGAUGAAGCCGUUGAUGACGCCGGAAAGUUGCAUUACUGAAGAGAACUGUCGAUCGAAUGAAACCUGCUCCAAAAGCGUCUGCGUCGAUCCGUGUGUGGUCAGCACUCCUUGUCCCAAUAACAUCCCAUGUCUGACCAUAAACCACCAACCCAAGUGCCUUUGCAAUAAAGCAGAUCCGGUUGGGUCAGCAAAUUGUAUAGAAGAAUCAGAACUGGGAUGUAGACACAACGACGAGUGCUCCGUGGAACGAUCCUGCGUCAACGGCGUUUGCAUGGACCCGUGCCAAGCCGGUAAUCCGUGCGAGGCCGGUCAGGAGUGCGAAGUGCAAAACCACGAACCGGUUUGCAUAAAGCUUUGCCAAUGCCAGAAGUCAACCGACUGUGCGUCGGGAUCUGUAUGCGAUGGCUGCAACUGCAUCCAACAGGACACACCGUCCCAGGUGACGACCGGCUGCGAACACUGUCCACCAGGCAUUCCAUGCAACCCGAUAACCGGUGCAUGCGUCAAAGAAACAACAACAACAACACCUAACCUAGAUUUAGAUAAUCCCUCCACGACAACGAUACCCGCUGUACAUAGCACACACACAGGUUAUACAACACACACAAGCGAGCAAAUAACAACUAACUUCGUAACCAAACUGCCUAUAACAGAAACAGAAACAACAUCAACAACAAACAGCCGGUUCGAAACGUCUCCACCUAAAAUCACAGCUGAUGAUAUCGAGUCCACCACACGGUCGCUAGCUUCCGAAUCCGACUCAACAAUCCGCUCGACAAUGUACGCGACAUCGCACGAUGAGUAUCCUUCAACCGUCACCGAAAGCCAAACAACGCUCACUACCAGCAGUGAGUUGGACGACUCUAGCAGGACGGCUUCUGUGACAGAAGCUUCGCUAAUCAGUUCUAAGAACACUGAGCAAUCGUUUGACAGUACACCUACACGGGAUGUAACGUCCCAGCAAUUUACGACUACCGGACGAAGUACGGAACAAUCCGGCACUAAACCAUCAACUGAAUUAGAACGAGAUUAUACUACGGAACAAGGAACUCAAACAAUGACAGAAGAUAGACUAACAAGUUCAACUCAGGUUCCUACAUCUACUGGAGUGAGCACGGAAUAUUCCACUCAACUUCCUACCGCGGAGACUUCCAGUGUACCAUCUGCUAAUCAGGAGAAAGAUACUACUGAACCUACAACAGACGUAACAGAAGCAGGUACAAACGAUGUAAUAACUAGUUCGACACAAGAGUCGGUGACAAUCGGAAGCAGUACAGAAUAUUCCACUGUAAAUCCAGCCGAAGGACCAUUCAGUGAGCCAUUAGUAGAAUCGAAAUUCACGACAACCGAAAGUAUUGUAAACGAUGAAUCUAGUAGACCAUCAACCGUCAUCGAAAAAGAUUUCACUACAGAGCAAAGUAGUCAACCAACAGAUGUGACAAGUACUAGUGACGCAGUGACCAGUAGGAUACCAGACUUAGCGUCAACUGGAAUAACGGAAUAUUCCACCAUGAAUCUUACUGAUGAACCACCAACAAGUGGUAAACCAGUAGAAGGUACUUAUACAAGCGGAGCUGUUACUAGCCCGACACAAGGGUUUGUAUCAACUGAUGGAAUCACUGAAUUCUCAACUCAACGUCUUACCGAAGAACCCUCUAGUAAACCAUCUACUGAUCUAGACAGAGAUUACAUUACCAUGAAAUCUUCAUACGUAACAGGAUCUAGCGAAUCAGUAACCAGCGCAACACAGGAGUCGCAAUCAACUGUAAAGACUACUGAGUGGCCUUCCAGCGAAAAACCGCCUGACUUGGAAAGAGAAUAUACUAUUGAACAAGAUAGUUCUCCAACAGAUGUAACUACUACACGGGAGGCAGUAACUAGCUCCUCACAGGAACCAACGACAACAGGAAGAAGCACGGAAUACUUCAAUCAGCCCACAGAAGAAACCACCUUUGGCGAAUCCUCAACUAAGUUUGAAACUGAUCACACAACAGCACAAGAUCGCCUAACAACAGACGUGACAGGCACAAGCGACUCGAUACAAGUAACCACAUUAUCUUAUAAAAAUACAGAAUCUGUAAUAAAUACUGAAGAAACUACUGUUUUGGAGAGAGAUAAUACUACUGAACGUAUCAGUCGACCGACAGAUGUGACAACAACAAGAACUCAACUUCCUUUGGAAGACACAUCCACUGUACCAUCUACUACCUGGAGAAGCAAUUAUACUACUAGGCAAAGCUAUGAAACAACAGAUGAAGCAAAAACGAUGUCAACUGGAAUCAAUCCGGAAUAUUCCACUGUGAAUCCUACUGACAAACCGUCCGAUGAGUCAUACACAAAAGAGACUGUGACCAGUCCAACGCAGAUGCCAACGUCUACUGGAUGGAGUACGGAGUAUUCCACUAAACUACCUAACGAGGAAACUUCUAGCGAAACAUCUAGUACCGUAGAAAGAGAUUUUAAUACUGAGCAAGGUGAAGUAGAAACAAGUGAAGCAGUGGCGAGCUCAACGCAGAUUUCGACGUCAACUAAAAAGAGUACUGUGCAUGCCACAACGAAUCAUACUGAGGAACCUGCUAGUGUACCAUCUACCGGAUUUGAAUUCGUAGAUAUUACGACUGAGCAACCUCAAUAUGUGGAAAGCACAAGCGAAGCAGUGACUGGUUCAUCGCAGAGAUCUGAAUCCACUGUUAGAAAUACCGAAUAUAGCGCCAUGAAUCCUACCGAGGAGUUCUCCAGUAAACCAUUUACUAGUUCUGACAGCUCUACCACCUCAGAAAGCGAUGUUACAGCUGAAACGGAUAGGCAAACAACUGACGUGACAAGCAAUGUAGAAACGUCAACUGGAAGCAGUACGGAACCUUCCACAAUGCAUUCCAUGGCAGAACCAUCCAACGAACGAACUACUGAACAAGAUAGUCAAACAAAACAUGAAACAGAUAUGAGUGAUGCAGUAACCAGCUCAGAAAGUGUUUCGACAUCAAGUGAAAUACCAUCGACAAGUUUGUACACCUCUACUAGCUCAGAUAGAGUUUAUACAACAGAACAAAGUGUUGGAACUACAAAUGUUGUUGGUGCAAAACAGACAACAACCAGGCCAACACAAGAACCUGCAACAACUGAGCAAAAUGUCAAAUAUUCCUCGUUAAUUCCUACUGAAAAAUCCUCUACUGGGUACAGAAAAGAUUAUACAACUGAACAAGGUAGUCAAACAACAGAAGUGCCUUUUGCUAGCGAAACAUCAUCUAGCUCAGCACAGAUAACCACUUCAACUGAAAGACGCACAGAGUAUUACUCUGAGAAAACCACUUCCACUGGCACAGAAAGAGAUGAUACUACCGAGCCAGGAAGCCAACCUACAGACGAAACUGUAACAAGCGAGCAAGCCGUCACUUCGACACAAGUACCUGCAACAACUAGUACAACAUCCGAGCUUCCUACUGAUAAUCCUACUGAGCAAUCAUCUACUAGUUUAGUUAGAGAACAAACUACAUCGAUUGCACCAGAACAAAGUACGGAUUAUGUCACGAAGAGUCCAACUGAUGAGUCGUCUACUACCAUAACUACUGAGCAGCAAAGCCAGCGCACAGAUAAACCAGACUCGACGGAUACAGUGACUACACCAAGCCUGAAGACAACGUUAGCUACGGAUCAAUUAACUCAGAACCCUACUGAAGCGAUCACGAGUGAGCAGUUUACAAGUUCAGAUAUGUCUACGAUUACGGAAACAAGUAGACAAAAAACAGACGUAACUGCAUCGAGCAAGGAAGCUGAGCAAACCACGGAAUAUUCCACUCUCAAGACUACCGAAGAUAUCAGUAAACCAUCUACCUUGUUAGUACACGAUUAUACUACAGAACAAGAAACUCCAUCAACUCAAAUUGUCACAAGCAAAUCAGUAACAAGCUCUGAUCAAAUAUCUUCGUCAACAGAUAGAAAUACAGAAGCUUACACCACUGAAGAGCUCUCCACUAAAUCGUCAACAAUGUUGGAAACAUCUACGUACGUAGAAGAUGAGUUGUCUACGAAGGGAAGUAGUUCACCGUCAGAUGUAAUAGACACAAGUGAAGCAACAACCAGUGCGGCUCAAGUAAUUAUGUCGGAUGUACAAAGUGAGAAACCAUUCAGAGAACCGGACACCACUACUACUACCGCAAACAAAGAUUAUACUACAGAGCACGGUACUGAACCAACGUAUAAAACAGUGACAGAUUUCACAAAAGCAACGACAACUGGAAGUGGUCCGGAUUAUUCCACUCAGAGUGCUACCGAAGAAACCAGUAGUGUGUCAGAAACAGAUUACACGACGAAGCGGGAAAGAACAACGACAGAUAGUGUCACCGACUCAGAACUAGUGUCUACGUUAACAGGAAGAACUACCGAGCAUUCUACUCAACUCCCGGCUGUGGAGACAUCUACUAGUUUGGAAAGAGAUUAUACUACUGAACAGGAAGAUCCGUCAACUAAAGAUGAAGCAACUAGCUCAACAUUGUUACCUACGUCAACUUGGAGGAGUACGGAGUAUCCAACUACUAAUCCAACUGGAAAACUAUCAACAGGAUUGGAUACAACAACAAGUGUAGAAAGAGAUCAUACUACAGAACAAGACAGUUCUCUUUCGGAAACUACAGGAUCAAGGAGGGAAACUACAACGCAGAUUUAUAUGUCAAGCAAACAAAGUACGGAACAUUCGACUGAAUUCUCGACAAAAUUAGUUACUGAUUCUGGAGGAGAUUACAGUACGAAAUAUGAUGGCUCAACAACAGUGGGGCUUAAUACUGAUGAAGAAACUACUAGUUCAGAUACAGUUUUAUCAACUACUGGAAGAAGUACGGAAUAUUCUUCUUUGAAUCCUACUGAGGAACUGUCUACUGUAUCAGAAACCGAUUAUACUUCUGAGAGUGGAAGCCACACGACCGACGUUUCAGGGUCAGAAUCAACAACAUUGUCAAACAAGAGAUAUUCAUCGAUUUCAACAGAAGCAGUAACGGAACAAGGAUCGUCAAUGACAGAAGAAGCACCGGCUAAUACGGUAGCUCAAAAACAAACAACUGACUCGAUGCACUCUGAGCGAACAACGGACACGACAUCUAAAGUACCACUGGAAGAUUUUACACCUUCAACAAUAAGACAGAGUUCGGUCGAAAGCGAUAGUCUUACAACUAGUAAGAUUGCUGGUACUACCGAAAAAUCAACGUCACAAACGAAUGUACAGGAACCAAUUGGUUCAACUUUGGAAUAUGAAACUAAAGAUUCGGUGGUAACAUCAGAGAGAACGACUUCCACACAGUAUUCAGACGAACAAACAACAACAUCUAAUGCUGGUACAUUUAUUCAGAAAGACGAAGGAUUUACUACAUCUGGAGAUGUAGCAACCAGCCCGACAAGUGGCAAACCCAUUGCUGAUCAGACUACAACAGAGGUUCCGUCGAGGACAGAAUCGACCACACAGGAAUUGUCAAGCGCAAGUAGUAACAGGACUGAAGAGAUGACUGUCACAUCAAAGAAUACUAAAGAGUACGAUGAUGAACAAACAGCAUCUACUGUUGGUACAACUAUUCAGAAAGACGAAGGAUUUACAACAUCUGGAGAUGUAGCAACCAGCUCGACAACUGGCAAACUUAUUGGUGAUCAGAUUACAACAGACGUUCCGACGAGGACAGAAUCGACGACGACGACGGAAUUGUCAAGCGCAAGUAGUUCGACUGACACGUCGAAGAGUACUGAAGAGUACAUUGAUGAACAAACUACAGCAUCUACUGCUGGUACGAUCAUUCAGAAAGAUGAAGGAUACACUACAUCUGGAGAUACGACAACUGGUAUUGCUAUUGAUGGUCAGACUACGUCAGAGUUCCCGUCGAGAACAGAACCAACGACACCGGAAUUGUCAAGCGAAAGUGUUUAUGUGACUGAUGAGUCGACUGUCACAUCCAAGAGUACUACGGAGUACAUUGAUGAUCAUACUGUAACGUCCACUCCACAAAUAGAUAAAGAAAUAACAACUUAUGGAGCUGCAGGAACCACUAAAGAGUCGACUGACACUACGAAAAGUACUACAGAGUAUAUUGAUGGAGUGACUGAUGAGUCGACUGUCACAUCAAAGAGUACUACGGAGUAUAUUGAUGAUCAGACUGUAACGUCCACACCACAACAAGAUAAAGAAAUCACAACUUCUGGAGCUGCAGGAACCACUUCGGCAAUUGUAGAACAGACAACACAAGAAUUGACCACAAAGAGUAGUUACGUCACUAAAGAGUCGACUGACACUCCGAAACGUACUACUGAGUACAUUGGUGGAGAAACUGUAACAGCCACUACUGGGACUAUUAUUCAAAAAGAUGAAGGAUCAACUACAUCUGUAGAUGUACUAACCACUUCGGAUAGAACAACUGUUGAUCAGACCACACUACGAGGCACUACGGCAUCAAAGUCGACUACACAAGAAUGGUUAAGCUCAAGUGUGCCAACUGUCGGAGCCGACACAACACAACCUUCGACUGCACUAGAUUUAGACAUAGGUUCCACUACUAUCCCCACUAGUCUUCCUCCCUCUGCGGAAGACACUUCCACAGAUUUCCUCACCACAUUUAGCGAUGCAAACGAAACAACAACAACACCACGACCGUGCCGAACCUCCUCCGAUUGUGAAGUAUCCGAAAUAUGCAAACAAGCACACUGUCUUCCAAUAUGUACAAACCGUUUACCUCCUAACACACUCUGCGCAAAAGCUCCACCUGGCACGCCCAAAAUACCCGAACCCUGCCAGUCGGACGCGGACUGUAUCGAGUCCGAGGUAUGCUAUAUGGAGCUGUGCGAGAAUCCGUGCAACUUUGACGGAGUCUGCGCGCCGACGGCAACGUGCCACGCGAAAAUGCACCGACCAAUUUGCACGUGCCCGGCCGGCCACGAGGGCAAUCCGACGAUCAAGUGCACACCGCUGAAGCCAAUUCAAUGCACCUCGAACGAUGAGUGUCCUUUGAUGGAAGCCUGUGUCGGAAAUUUGUGUCAACCGCCGUGCAGUGUGAAGAAUCCGUGCGCCCACAAUGCGGUCUGCAUCAACCGGAAUCACGGUUCCGAGUGCAGCUGCAUUGAAGGCUACCACGGAAACGGUUUUGUGUCAUGCCAGCCAGUGACUACGCCAGGUUCCGUUUGCCAGUACAACGAGGACUGUCCACCGGACAAGCUGUGCGACCGGUUGAACCGCGUUUGCAUCAAUCCAUGCCAGGAAGAUUCGUGCGGUGAAAAUGCCGAAUGCCUGCCACGAAAUCACGGAAUAGAGUGCCGUUGCCAGGCUGGAUUCGCCGGAAAUGCUUACAUUGAAUGUGUUCAGCUGCAUGGAUGUCGCUCAAACAGUGAGUGCGGCUCGUACGAAGCCUGUAUCAAUGGCCAAUGUGCUUCGCCGUGCCAGUGCGGAUCGAACGCGUUGUGUGACGUUCAGAACCACAAACCUCAGUGCAGAUGCCCACCGGGAUACAAGGGAGACGCCAGAGUGGGAUGCAGUCCCCCGUCAAACCCGUGCGAUCCGAACCCAUGCGGUCUGAACGCCAUGUGCGAGAUCGACGCCGGUAGUCCGGUGUGCUUCUGCCCGAAGGGGUUGACCGGAAAUCCGUUUAAGAAUUGCAUUCCAGAAGGAGACGACUGCACGCCAAACCCUUGCGGACCAAACAGCGGAUGCAGGAAGAUCAACGGAAAAGCAUCCUGCUUCUGUUUGCCAGAGUUCGAAGGCAAUCCACCGAAAGAGGCAUGUAAACUGCCGCAGAAUCCGUGUGAUCCAUCGCCGUGUGGACCGAACACGCAGUGUAACAUUCUCAGCAAUGGAUUUGCCAAGUGCACGUGUCUCAGUGGAUACAUCGAGAGCCCGAACACGAUCCGUGGAUGUAUUGAGCCGAAGAACCCAUGCGAACCGAACCCAUGCGGUUUCGGAGCCGUGUGUGAUUCGUCGCACAAUCCGGUCUGCUACUGUCCGGAGGGAAGCAUUGGAAAUCCGUUCCGAAGCUGUAACGAGCCAGUCGUGACGACGGAACUGUGCCGACCAGGACCUUGCGGCAAGAAUGCCGAUUGCUACAACGUUGACGGCCGAGAGCAAUGCUACUGCAGUCCUGGAUACGUUGGAGAUGCGUACAACGGAUGUGUAGAACAGCCACGAUCGGUCUGCGAGCCAAAUCCGUGUGGACCAGGUGCUGAGUGUUUGGUGCUGACAGAUGGAUCGCCAGCUUGCCGAUGCCCGCCGGGCCUAAGCGGAGAUCCAACAAGUGCGGAAGGAUGCCACGGAUACGAAUGUCGAGUGGAUGAUGAUUGUGCGGUGGACAAGGCUUGCAUUGGAUUCCAGUGUGCUGACCCUUGCCCGGGAUCAUGCGGAACUGGAGCACACUGCAAGGUUGAAAAACAUCACCCGGUGUGCUUCUGCGAUGCGGGUCUCACCGGAAAUCCAGCGAUCAGAUGCUUCCAGCUUGAAGAACGAGUUCCCGACAAUCAAUGCAAUCCGAGCCCUUGCGGCGUCAACACUCAGUGCACGGUACGAAACAGAAGACCCGUCUGCAAAUGUUUGCCCAACUACAAGGGUGACCCGAAGAAGGGUUGCAGAGCAGAGUGCGAACUGAACUCCGACUGUCCGUCCGACAAAGCCUGUGUCAAUCGUCGUUGUGUAUUGCCUUGCAAUGGAGGAGCUGUUUGCGGAGUUAACGCCGAGUGUCGCGUUGAAUAUCACACACCAAUGUGCAAGUGUCCGAACGGAUUCACCGGAGAUGCUUUUGUACAUUGCGUACCAAUUCCGGAAGACAGAAACAUGACACGCCAACCGUGCCGAUCGUCACCAUGUGGUCCACAAGGUGUCUGCUCAGUGUACAGCGAUGACGUAGCACUUUGUGACCCGUGCUCAACACCCGAUGCGAUACACAAUCCACGCUGCAGACCACAAUGUGUACUGAACACGGACUGUCCGUUCAACCAAGCGUGUAUUCAAAACAGAUGCCAAGACCCGUGCCCGGGAUCAUGUGGCUAUAACGCACUCUGUGCAGUUGAGCAACAUCGCCCGGUGUGCUCAUGUCCACCAGGACUUUACGGAAAUCCGUACGAAAGAUGCAUUCAACAGGACACACCACUCGAAACGUGCGACACGAUCCGGUGCGGAGCCAACACAGACUGCAAACGAAUGGGCGGCGUUCUGGCAUGUGUCUGCAAGAAGAACUACUUUGGCGACCCACUUGUGGGAUGCCGACCGGAGUGCGUCAUCAACACCGAUUGUCCAGUCAGCAAAGCGUGCGUAAACAACCGCUGUCAAGAUCCUUGCGCUGGCGUGUGUGGCGUGAAUGCCAUUUGUAAGGUGGUGAAUCACCUACCUGUCUGCUACUGUCCACCAACGCACACCGGGGAUGCACUUGUUGCGUGUACGGAAAAGACCUAUCUACCACCGGAUACUACGCCAUGCGAUCCAAACCCAUGCGGUCCGAACAGCAAGUGUCUCACGACGCCGGAUAACUACGCCGUAUGUUCGUGCUUGCCAGGAUUCCGUGGAAUGCCUCCUGCAUGUCAGGCCGAAUGUAUGAUCAACGCCGAAUGUCCACAAAACAAAGCUUGUAUCAAUCUGAAAUGUGUGGAUCCAUGCCCUGGCACAUGCGGAGUUGGAGCACGCUGUGAAGUUUUGAACCAUAAUCCAAUUUGUAGCUGCGGACCAAACCAACAGGGAGAUCCGUUCGUAAUCUGUGAAUCACGACAGAAUGAGCCACCGGUAGAAUCAAAGAAUCCUUGUGAUCCAUCACCGUGCGGAUUGAAUUCCAUCUGUCAGGUAAAACGCAAUCGCCCGGUGUGUUCGUGCCAACCAAACUUUAUCGGAAGCCCGCCAUACUGCCGACCGGAAUGUGUUCUCAGCUCGGAAUGUGCACAGGACAAGGCUUGCAUCAACGAAAAGUGUCGAAAUCCGUGUGAGAACGCAUGUGGAGCAAACGCCGAGUGUCACGUUGUGUCACAUUCCGCGUUCUGCAACUGUCGUCCAGGGUUCGAGGGUGAUGCUUUCAUCGGUUGCUCAGAAGUACCGAGGCAUCCAGUGGUAAGUGAACCUCACGAUCCGUGUUAUCCAAGUCCGUGUGCUGAAAAUUCGGUUUGUUCCAAUGUGAACGGAGCAGCCAAGUGUCAAUGUAUCGCGCCUUAUCUGGGAGAUCCGUACAAUACCGGAUGCCGCCCGGAGUGUGUAUUGAAUUCCGACUGCCCAAGCCAUCUGGCUUGCGUAAACCAACACUGCCGAGAUCCAUGCCCAGGAGUGUGUGGCUCAAAUGCCGAGUGCACAAUAGCGAAUCACAUCCCGGUGUGCGAAUGUAGCCGAGGAUAUGUUGGAGAUCCGUUCAGAGGAUGCAGAAAGGAAGUGCCACAGCCAAUUGUGCCAAAAGAUCCGUGUGCCCAAUGCCCGUCGAACAGCGUGUGCCGAAUCAUACAAGGACGACCAACGUGUUCGUGUCCGGAAGGCUAUCGCGGAGCACCGCCGGCUUGCAGACCAGAAUGCUCGAGCAACGAAGAGUGUCGACACGACCAAAGCUGUAUCAAUCUCAAGUGUAAAGAUCCCUGCCCGGGACUGUGUGGCGUCAAUGCGCAGUGCCAGGUCAUCAACCACAAACCGUUCUGCAGUUGUCUGAAGGACUACUACGGAAAUCCGUUUGAACAGUGUAUGCCGAAACCAGCCGAGCCGGUGCAUCCGUGCCAACCGAGCCCAUGCGGACCGUACUCGGAAUGUCGCGAACUGAACGAUCGUGCUGUUUGCUCGUGUGUCCCGGGAAUGCUCGGAACGCCACCGAACUGCCGCCCAGAAUGUGAAACUCAUCAGGAAUGCCCGUCGAACCGAGCUUGUUUCGGCCAAAAGUGCAAGGAUCCGUGCGUUGGAUCAUGCGGCUUCAAUGCGCUUUGCGCAGCCCGUGACCAUCGCCCCGAGUGCUCCUGCAUGGAAGGAUUUGAAGGCGAUCCUUACACUGGAUGCAAUCCAAUCGUCGUAUACCGAGAUGAAAUCAUUGAACCUUGCAACCCGUCGCCAUGUGGAUCAAAUGCUAUCUGUAAAGAACGUAAUGGUGCUGGUUCCUGUACAUGCAUGAAAGAUUACUUCGGUGAUCCGUACGUUAGCUGUAGACCAGAAUGCGUUCAGAAUUCAGACUGCCCGUACGACAAGUCAUGCGUCAAUACCAAGUGUGUUAACCCAUGCGUUGGUACGUGUGGAUUGAAUGCCGAAUGUCAUGUACAUAAUCACUCUCCUACCUGCACGUGUGUAACUGGAUUUGUGGGCAAUCCUUCACUGGCCUGUCAUCUCCUUAUCAUAGAAAAACCAAAAGACGAGCCCGUCAAUCCAUGCCUCCCAUCACCGUGCGGUCCGUAUAGCAUCUGUCGGGUGGUGAAUGAUCACGCCGUUUGCUCUUGCCAAAACAAUUGUAUUGGAGCACCUCCAAACUGUCGACCAGAAUGUAUUAUCAAUUCGGAGUGCUCGCGAGAUAAAUCAUGCGUGAACCAACGAUGCGUCGACCCAUGUCCGGGAACAUGUGGCCUGAACGCCAGAUGUCGCACCGUCAAUCACAACCCGAUCUGCAGUUGCAAUCCUGGAUUCAUUGGUGAUCCAUUUGUUCAAUGUUCUCCCGAACCGAAACAACCCAUCCUGCAAGAACCCAUCAAUCCUUGCCAACCAUCCCCAUGCGGUCCAAACUCUAUUUGCCGGGUGCAAAGCAACCGUGCCGUCUGUUCUUGCAUUCCCAAUUACAUCGGACGACCUCCGAGCUGCCGUCCCGAAUGUGUUGUCAACUCCGAGUGUCCGAUGAAUUUGGCAUGCGUGAACGAAAAAUGUGUCGAUCCUUGCCGCGGAUCUUGUGGACCUAACGCCGAAUGUAGAGUUGUGUCGCACAGUCCAAUGUGUACUUGCUAUCCCGAGCACACUGGUGAUCCCUUCUCCGGUUGCAAUCGAAUUCAAAUUAUCCACGAACCGCCGGCUAUGCCGUGUACGCCAAGUCCGUGCGGCGCCAAUGCCGUAUGUAGAGAACAAAACGGUGCCGGAUCGUGCACUUGCCUUCCGGAGUACUUUGGAGAUCCCUAUGUGGGCUGUCGCCCAGAAUGCGUCAUGAACAGUGACUGUCCGCGAACACGCUCUUGCAUCAAUAGUAAAUGUGUCGACCCGUGUCCGGGUACAUGCGGUGGCAACUCGGAAUGUCACGUGGUAAACCACGCGCCAACUUGCACUUGCAUUGCGGGAUACAUUGGUAAUCCCUUCACCGCUUGCACACCCCAACCAGAAAUACGCGAAGAACCCAUCAAUCCUUGCGAACCUUCACCGUGUGGUCCAAACAGCCAUUGUCGCGUGAUUAAUAACCAUGCCGUUUGCUCGUGUCGAACGAACUUCAUUGGCACUCCACCAAGUUGUCGACCGGAGUGCGUCGUAAGCUCGGAAUGUCCACUGGACAAGGCUUGCAUCGGUCAACGGUGCAAAGAUCCUUGUCCAGGCACUUGCGGACUUAACGCGCGCUGUCAGGUUACCAACCACAACCCAAUUUGUAGCUGCAAGCAAGGUUUCACGGGUGAUCCGUUCGUUCGAUGCAUUCCAGAAGACAGACGUCCCGUGGUAAGUGACCCACCGAGAAAUCCAUGUGAGCCAUCUCCGUGUGGACCGAAUUCGCAGUGCAAGCCAGUUGGCAACACUGCAGCGUGCUCGUGUUUGCCGAACUAUAUCGGCCGUGCACCGAACUGUCGUCCCGAAUGCACCUCCAACUCUGAAUGUUCCUCAAUGCAAGCGUGUAUCAACGAAAAGUGCAAAAAUCCUUGCCCCGGAUCUUGCGGCACCUUUGCCACUUGCGUCGUCCAAAAUCAUCAACCGAGCUGCAAAUGCUACGACGGUUACACCGGUGAUCCGUACUCAGCGUGUAUGGUUAUACCAAUUCAACGAGAACCAGAGAUCGUUAAUCCAUGCAACCCUUCGCCAUGCGGAGUGAACGCUGAAUGCAAUGUACGAAAUAAUGCCGGUUCUUGCACUUGUCUUCCGGACUAUUUCGGCGAUCCUUACCACGAGUGCAGACCCGAGUGCGUACUGAACACUGAUUGUCCCAAAACGCGCUCGUGUCUGAACAACAAGUGCAAGGAUCCGUGUCCGGGCAUGUGUGGCUUGAACGCGGAAUGUUCCGUGUCCAAUCACGCCCCAACGUGCUCAUGCAUUGCCGGCUUCACCGGAAAUCCGUCCGUCGCUUGUCACGAAAUUCCAAAGUUAGCGGAACCGAUCGAUCCUUGUCGACCGUCACCUUGUGGACCUUACAGCGAAUGUCGCGUGGUCAAUCAGCAUGCUGUUUGCUCUUGCCAAAAGAAUUACAUUGGUACACCACCGGCUUGCCGACCGGAAUGUACGGUUAGCUCCGAAUGUCCCCAAGAUAAGGCAUGCAUGAACCAAAGAUGUAUCGAUCCAUGUCCCGGAACUUGCGGCUUGAACGCCAGAUGUAACGUUAUCAACCACAACCCGAUUUGCAGUUGUUCGCCUGGAUUUACGGGCGAUCCUUUCAUACGGUGUCUACCGGAAGAAAAACGUCCGGAGCCCAAAGAACCACAAAAUCCGUGCAUUCCAAGCCCUUGCGGUCCCAACUCACAGUGUCGCGCUGUGGGAUCUGUGCCAGCGUGCUCUUGUCUGCCUAACUACAUCGGUCGUGCUCCCAACUGUCGGCCGGAGUGUACGAUCAAUUCCGAGUGUGCCGGCAAUCUCGCUUGCAUCAACGAAAAAUGUCGAGAUCCUUGCCCUGGCUCAUGCGGAUCGAACGCCGUCUGUAACGUGAUUAAACACUCCCCCGUAUGCUCCUGCUCGUCUGGUUAUACCGGUGAUCCUUUCUCUGGGUGUAUGGAUAUUCCUACGCCACCUAUACGAGACGAACGACAGGAUCCUUGCAAUCCGUCACCGUGUGGAUCAAACGCUGUCUGUAAGGAGCGUAAUGGUGCUGGCUCUUGUACAUGUUUACCGGAAUACUUUGGCGAUCCGUACAGUGGAUGCCGCCCGGAAUGUGUUACCAACAGUGACUGUCCACGUAACAAGGCUUGCGUCAACAACAAGUGCAAAGAUCCCUGUCCGGGAGUCUGCGGCAUCAACGCCGAGUGUUACGUGGUCAAUCAUUCACCUAGUUGUUCAUGCAUUUCUGGCUAUACUGGGGAUCCACUGUCCGCUUGUCACGAACCGGCCCCUCCGAAGCAAAACGAACCCCUGAAUCCGUGUUCGCCGUCCCCGUGUGGACCCAAUAGCCUGUGUCGCGAAAUCAACGGGCACGCGGUUUGCUCUUGCCAGACCGGUUUUAUCGGAACUCCGCCCAGUUGUCGUCCGGAAUGUGUCGUUAGCUCCGAGUGUGCCCAGGACAAGGCUUGCAUCAGCCAAAAGUGUCAAGAUCCUUGCCCGGGUACAUGCGGCCAGAAUGCACGUUGCCAGGUCGUCAACCACAGCCCUAUUUGUAGCUGUACGCCUGGCUUUACCGGGGAUCCUUUCAUCAGGUGUCUGCCUGAAGAGAAACGCCCUGUGGUGUCUGAGCCUAUUGAUCCAUGUGUGCCAUCUCCUUGUGGACCCAAUUCGCAGUGCCGAGCGGUCGGAAGCACUCCGGCCUGCUCGUGUCUGCCCAAUUACAUUGGCCGCGCGCCAAACUGCCGACCAGAGUGUAUGAUAAACGCCGAAUGUCCGGCCAAUCUGGCCUGUGUAAAUGAAAAAUGUAAAGAUCCGUGCGUGGGCUCGUGUGGCCUGAACGCGCUUUGCACGGUUAUCAAGCACAAUCCCGUGUGCGAGUGCCAACGUGGCUUCACCGGUGAUCCGUUUUCGGUUUGCACAGAAUACACUCCCCCGCGCGCUCCUGAGCCGGUCAACCCGUGCAAUCCGUCCCCAUGUGGAGCGAAUGCAGUCUGUAAGGAACGCAACGGAGCGGGAUCGUGCACGUGCCUGCCCGAAUACUUUGGCGAUCCGUACACCGGUUGCCGACCGGAAUGUGUGCAGAACUCGGAUUGCGACAAGUUCCGCGCCUGCGUCAACAACAAAUGCAAGGAUCCGUGCCCGGGAGUUUGCGGACUGAAUGCGGAAUGCCGUGUGCAGAACCACAGUCCGAUCUGUUUCUGUCUGGAAGGCUACACUGGAGAUCCAGCCCGAGGAUGCAGCAUUGAGGAGCGAGUCACAGAACGACCAAGACAGGAGGGGUGUUCUCCUUCGCCGUGCGGUCCAAACAGUCAGUGCAGAGAGGUGAACGGUCAUCCGGUGUGCUCGUGUCAAUCGGGUUACAUCGGAACGCCACCUUCGUGCAGACCUGAAUGCGUUGUGAGUUCCGAGUGCAGCCAAGAUCGAGCAUGUUUGAAUCAAAAGUGCGCCGACCCUUGUCCGGGAACGUGCGGAACCGAUGCACGCUGUCAAGUGGUCAACCACAAUCCGAUCUGCAGCUGCUCGCCAGGCUUCACCGGUGAUCCGUUUAUUCGGUGCAUCAAGAAGGAAGUCGAACGGGACCCACCAGAGCCAAUCAAUCCGUGCCUGCCGUCACCAUGCGGACCGAACUCACAGUGUCGAGUUGUGGGAACGCAAGCAGCUUGUACCUGCCAGGCAAACUACAUCGGACGUCCACCAAACUGCCGGCCGGAGUGCACCAACGAUGCGGAAUGUGCAAGCAACCGUGCCUGCCAGAACGAACGUUGCGUUGAUCCGUGCCCUGGAGCGUGUGGAAGUAACGCCAUUUGUCAGGUUAUCAACCAUCGAGCCGUUUGCACGUGCAGCGACGGCUUUGAGGGUAAUCCGCUGGUGCAGUGCGAUCGCUCGCUACCACCAACAACGGAACGUCUUACGCCGUGUACACCAUCGCCAUGUGGUCCAAACGCGGAAUGCCGAGAGCGUAACAAUGCCGGAGCGUGCUACUGCUUGCCCAACUACGAAGGAAAUCCGUACGACGUGUUCUCCGGCUGUAGACGGGAGUGCGAUGUCAACAGUGAUUGCGCCGAGAAGUUGGCUUGCGUUAACUUCAAGUGCGUUGAUCCCUGUCCAGGUGUGUGCGGAUCGCAAGCAUUGUGCGACAUCGUCAACCACGUACCAACCUGCGUAUGUCCGGAAGGAAUGAUCGGAGAUCCGUUCACGCGGUGCGAGCUGCGAUUGGAGGAACCAAUAACUCGAGCGCCACCAGUAUGCGACCAGAGCACAUGCGGACCGAACAGCAUCUGUCGAAUCCAGAACGGAGUAGCAGUUUGCAAGUGUCAACCGGAAAUGACCGGAACUCCGCCAAAUUGUCGCCCGGAAUGCGUACAGAGCGGAGAUUGCGAAUCGCAGAGGGCCUGCGUGAACUACAAGUGCAUUGACCCGUGCCCGGGAUCGUGCGGUCAGAACGCCAAGUGUCAAGUGAUCAACCACAACCCGAUCUGCAGCUGCAGUCCGGACUUUACCGGAGAUCCGUUCUCGCGCUGUUACAAGGAAGUUCGCACAACAACUCCAGCGCCACCAACGCCGUGCGUUCCGUCACCGUGCGGUCCGAACGCCGAGUGCAAGGUCGUCGGAAGCAAGGAAGCCUGCUCGUGCCUGCCGGACUACACCGGAUCGCCGCCAAACUGCCGGCCCGAGUGCGUGCUCAGCACGGAAUGUGCCCAGAACCAGGCGUGCAUUCGGCAAAAGUGUACCGACCCGUGCCCCGGUUCGUGCGGCCUCAACGCCAAGUGUACCGUGGUGAACCACACGCCGAGCUGUUCGUGCGAGGAAGGAUACACCGGCGAUCCGUUCACCGGCUGCCAGUUCAUUCAAGCCGACUAUCCCAAAGAGAAUCUGUCCCCGUGUGUCCCAAGUCCGUGCGGCGCCAACGCCAACUGUAGGGAGCAAAACGGUGCUGGUUCUUGUACCUGCAUCGAGGAUCACUUUGGAAAUCCGUACGAAGGUUGUCGCCCCGAGUGUGUCUUGAACUCCGAUUGUCCCACGAACCGUGCCUGCGUUCGGAACAAAUGUCAGGAUCCUUGUCCCGGAACCUGCGGCCAGAACGCCGAGUGCCAGGUUGUCAACCAUCUGCCCUCGUGCACGUGCAUCGAGGGAUACGAGGGAGAUCCCUUCCGUUAUUGUGUUUUGAAGCAGAGAGAACCAAUUCUAGUAAGCAAUCCAUGCGUACCAAGUCCUUGUGGCCCCAACAGUCAAUGUCGCGAGAUCAACGAACAGUCUGUUUGUUCAUGCUUGCCCACUUAUAUCGGAUCUCCUCCUGGAUGUCGUCCAGAAUGCGUAACUAGUUCUGAGUGUGCAAUGGACAAAGCAUGCAUCAACCAAAGAUGCACUGAUCCGUGCCCCGGAACAUGCGGAAACAACGCAAGAUGUAACGUUAACAAUCAUAGUCCCAUUUGCUCGUGUCGUUCCGGAUACACCGGAGAUCCAUUCACAAGAUGCUAUCCCAACCCACCUCCACCACAAGACACUCAAGUCGUUGUCCGUGAUCCUUGCGUACCAUCUCCCUGUGGAUCGAAUGCUCAGUGUAGAAACAUCAAUGGAGUUCCUUCCUGCUCUUGUCUAGUCAAUUACAUUGGAUCUCCACCGAACUGUCGACCAGAGUGUACCAUCAACGCGGAAUGUCCAAGCAAUCAAGCAUGUAUGAAUGAAAAGUGCAGAGACCCAUGCCCUGGAUCAUGCGGAAUCGGUGCAAGAUGUAACGUAAUCAAUCAUACUCCGAUUUGCACUUGUGAGUCUGGAUAUACCGGAGACCCGUUCACGAACUGUUACCCUGAACCACCUCCACCACGAGAGCCUGUCCGUGAUGAUCCUUGUAAUCCAUCUCCAUGUGGACCAAACGCACAAUGCAACAAUGGAAUCUGCUCUUGCCUGCCUGAAUACCAAGGAGAUCCAUACCAAGGUUGUAGACCUGAAUGUGUUCUUAAUUCGGACUGUCCUCGUGAUAGGGCUUGUAUUCGAAGCAAAUGUAUCGAUCCUUGUCCUGGAACAUGUGGUCAAGAUGCGAUCUGCGAAGUCAUCAAUCACAUUCCAAUGUGUAGCUGUCCGAAUGGAAUGGCCGGAAAUGCAUUCGUACAAUGCAGACCACAACAAGCUCCACCAGUAACAAAUCGAUGCAAUCCAUCUCCAUGUGGACCAAACAGUCAAUGCCGGGAGAUCAACGGACAAGCAGUAUGCUCAUGCGUACCCGGAUUCAUUGGAAGUCCACCGACCUGCAGACCUGAAUGUGUUGUCAGCUCUGAAUGUCCACAAAACCAAGCUUGCAACAAUCAGAAGUGUCGAGAUCCUUGUCCCGGAACAUGUGGAGUUGGAGCUAGAUGCUCGGUUGUCAAUCACAAUCCAAUCUGCAGUUGUCCAGAACGAUUUACUGGAGAUCCGUUUGUCCGUUGUCAGCCCAUCAUUGAAACUCCUGUUCAAAUGACCCCUGUCAACCCUUGCCAACCCAAUCCUUGUGGUCCAAAUGCCGAGUGUCGGCCAGUGGGUGAUUCGCCAUCUUGCACAUGCUUGGAUAACAUGAUCGGUUCUCCGCCAAACUGUCGUCCAGAAUGCAUCAGUAAUUCUGAGUGUGCCAGCAACCUGGCAUGCAUCCGACAAAAGUGUCAAGAUCCUUGCACUGGAGCAUGUGGAGCCAAUGCAGAGUGCAGAGUUGUCAGUCACACACCCAUGUGUAUAUGCUCGAUUGGCUUCACCGGAGAUCCAUUCACUCAAUGUUUGCCGGUUCAACAAGAUGUACCGAGGGAACCAAGUUCUCCCUGUACACCAAGCCCAUGUGGAGCCAACGCAAACUGUAGAGAACAGAACGGAGCUGGUUCAUGUACUUGUAUUGAGGACCAUUUCGGAAACCCAUACGAAGGAUGUCGUCCAGAAUGUGUUUUGAACUCCGACUGUCCUUCAAACAGAGCAUGUGUCAGAAACAAAUGCCAAGAUCCAUGCCCUGGAACAUGCGGACAGAAUGCCAACUGUCAAGUUGUAAAUCAUUUGCCUUCCUGCUCUUGCUACGAUGGAUAUGAGGGAGAUCCAUUUAGAUUUUGUAACAUGGUGCAAAGAGAUCCUACUCCCCAAUAUGUCAACCCAUGCCAACCAAGCCCAUGCGGCCCCAACAGUCAAUGUCGGGAGAUUAACGGGCAGGCUGUUUGUUCAUGUUUGCCCACUUAUAUCGGAUCUCCACCUGGAUGUCGACCAGAAUGUGUCACCAGCUCCGAGUGUCCUUUGGAUAGGGCAUGUGUCAACCAGAAAUGUGUCGAUCCUUGUCCAGGAACGUGCGGCACUAAUGCAAGAUGCAAUGUCAACAAUCAUAGUCCCAUCUGCUCUUGUCAAUCCGGAUAUACUGGAGAUCCAUUCACACGAUGUUAUCCCAACCCACCUCCACCACAAGACACUCAAGUCGUUGUCCGGGAUCCCUGUGUUCCUUCACCAUGUGGUCCCAAUUCGCAAUGUAGAAAUAUCAAUGGAGUUCCUUCCUGCUCUUGUCUCGUCAAUUACAUUGGAUCUCCACCGAACUGUCGACCAGAGUGUACCAUCAACGCGGAAUGUCCAAGCAAUCAAGCAUGUAUGAAUGAAAAGUGCAGAGAUCCAUGCCCUGGAUCAUGCGGAAUCGGUGCAAGAUGUAACGUAAUCAAUCAUACUCCGAUUUGCACUUGUGAGUCUGGAUAUACCGGAGACCCGUUCACGAACUGUUACCCAGAACCACCUCCACCACGAGAGCCUGUUCGUGAUGAUCCUUGCAAUCCAUCUCCAUGUGGACCAAAUGCUCAAUGCAAUAAUGGAAUCUGCACAUGCUUGCCUGAAUACCAAGGAGACCCAUACCAAGGUUGUAGACCUGAAUGUGUUCUCAAUUCGGACUGUCCUCGUGAUAGGGCUUGUAUUCGAAGCAAAUGUAUCGAUCCUUGUCCUGGAACAUGCGGACAAGAUGCAAUAUGUGAGGUCAUCAAUCACAUUCCAAUGUGUAGCUGUCCAAACGGAAUGGCCGGAAAUGCCUUCGUACAAUGCAGACCACAACAAGCUCCACCAGUAACAAACCCAUGCAAUCCAUCUCCAUGUGGACCAAACAGUCAAUGCCGGGAGAUCAACGGACAAGCAGUAUGCUCAUGCGUACCCGGAUUCAUUGGAAGUCCACCGACCUGCAGACCGGAAUGUGUUGUCAGCUCUGAAUGUCCACAAAACCAAGCUUGCAACAAUCAGAAGUGUCGAGAUCCUUGUCCCGGAACAUGUGGAGUUGGGGCUAGAUGCUCGGUUGUCAAUCACAAUCCAAUCUGUAGUUGUCCAGAACGAUUCACUGGAGAUCCGUUUGUCCGUUGUCAGCCCAUCAUUGAAACUCCUGUUCAAAUGACCCCUGUCAACCCUUGCCAACCCAAUCCUUGUGGUCCAAAUGCCGAGUGUCGGCCAGUGGGUGAUUCGCCAUCUUGCACAUGCUUGGAUAACAUGAUCGGUUCUCCGCCAAACUGUCGUCCAGAAUGCAUCAGUAAUUCUGAGUGUGCCAGCAACCUGGCAUGCAUCCGACAAAAGUGUCAAGAUCCUUGCACUGGAGCAUGUGGAGCCAAUGCAGAGUGCAGAGUUGUCAGUCACACACCCAUGUGUAUAUGCUCGAUUGGCUUCACCGGAGAUCCAUUCACUCAAUGUUUGCCGGUUCAACAAGAUGUACCGAGGGAACCAAGUUCUCCCUGUACACCAAGCCCAUGCGGAGCCAACGCAAACUGUAGAGAACAGAACGGAGCUGGUUCAUGUACUUGUAUUGAGGAUCAUUUCGGAAAUCCAUACGAAGGAUGUCGUCCAGAAUGUGUUUUGAACUCCGACUGUCCUUCAAACAGAGCAUGUGUCAGAAACAAAUGCCAAGAUCCAUGCCCUGGAACAUGCGGACAGAACGCCAACUGUCAAGUUGUAAAUCAUUUGCCCUCCUGCUCUUGCUACGAUGGAUAUGAGGGAGAUCCAUUUAGAUUUUGUAACAUGGUGCAAAGAGAUCCUACUCCCCAAUAUGUCAACCCAUGCCAACCAAGCCCAUGCGGCCCCAACAGUCAAUGUCGGGAGAUUAACGGGCAGGCUGUUUGUUCAUGUUUGCCCACUUAUAUCGGAUCUCCACCUGGAUGUCGACCAGAAUGUGUCACCAGCUCCGAGUGUCCUUUGGAUAGGGCAUGUGUCAACCAGAAAUGUGUCGAUCCUUGUCCAGGAACGUGCGGCACUAAUGCAAGAUGCAAUGUCAACAAUCAUAGUCCCAUCUGCUCUUGUCAAUCCGGAUAUACUGGAGAUCCAUUCACACGAUGUUAUCCCAACCCACCUCCACCACAAGACACUCAAGUCGUUGUCCGGGAUCCCUGUGUUCCUUCACCAUGUGGUCCCAAUUCGCAAUGUAGAAAUAUCAAUGGAGUUCCUUCCUGCUCUUGUCUCGUCAAUUACAUUGGAUCUCCACCGAACUGUCGACCAGAGUGUACCAUCAACGCGGAAUGUCCAAGCAAUCAAGCAUGUAUGAAUGAAAAGUGCAGAGACCCAUGCCCUGGAUCAUGCGGAAUCGGUGCAAGAUGUAACGUGAUCAAUCAUACUCCAAUUUGCACUUGUGAGUCUGGAUAUACCGGAGACCCGUUCACGAACUGUUACCCAGAACCACCUCCACCACGAGAGCCUGUUCGUGAUGAUCCUUGCAAUCCAUCUCCAUGUGGACCAAAUGCUCAAUGCAAUAAUGGAAUCUGCACAUGCUUGCCUGAAUACCAAGGAGACCCAUACCAAGGGUGUAGACCUGAAUGUGUUCUCAAUUCGGACUGUCCUCGUGAUAGGGCUUGUAUUCGAAGCAAAUGUAUCGAUCCUUGUCCUGGAACAUGCGGACAAGAUGCGAUCUGCGAAGUUAUCAACCACAUUCCAAUGUGUAGCUGUCCAAACGGAAUGGCCGGAAAUGCAUUCGUACAAUGCAGACCUCAACAAGCUCCACCAGUAACAAACCCAUGCAAUCCAUCUCCAUGUGGACCAAACAGUCAAUGCCGGGAGAUCAACGGACAAGCAGUAUGCUCAUGCGUACCCGGAUUCAUUGGAAGUCCACCAACCUGCAGACCGGAAUGUGUCGUCAGCUCUGAGUGUCCACAAAACCAAGCUUGCAACAAUCAGAAGUGUCGAGAUCCUUGUCCCGGAACAUGUGGAGUUGGAGCUAGAUGCUCGGUUGUCAAUCACAAUCCAAUCUGUAGCUGUCCAGAACGAUUUACUGGAGAUCCGUUUGUCCGUUGUCAGCCCAUCAUUGAAACUCCUGUUCAAAUGACCCCUGUCAACCCUUGCCAACCCAAUCCUUGUGGUCCAAAUGCCGAGUGUCGGCCAGUGGGUGAUUCGCCAUCUUGCACAUGCUUGGAUAACAUGAUCGGUUCUCCGCCAAACUGUCGUCCAGAAUGCAUCAGUAAUUCUGAGUGUGCCAGCAACCUGGCAUGCAUCCGACAAAAGUGUCAAGAUCCUUGCACUGGAGCAUGUGGAGCCAAUGCAGAGUGCAGAGUUGUCAGUCACACACCCAUGUGUAUAUGCUCGAUUGGCUUCACCGGAGAUCCAUUCACUCAAUGUUUGCCGGUUCAACAAGAUGUGCCGAGGGAACCAAGUUCUCCCUGUACACCAAGCCCAUGCGGAGCCAACGCAAACUGUAGAGAACAGAACGGAGCUGGUUCAUGUACUUGUAUUGAGGACCAUUUCGGAAAUCCAUACGAAGGAUGUCGUCCAGAAUGUGUUUUGAACUCCGACUGUCCUUCAAACAGAGCAUGUGUCAGAAACAAAUGCCAAGAUCCAUGCCCUGGGACAUGCGGACAGAACGCCAAUUGCCAAGUGGUGAACCAUCUGCCAUCGUGUACUUGUAUUCCUGGUUACGAGGGAGAUCCGUUCAGAUUCUGUAACAUUCGACAGCGGGAACCAAUUCAACAAUACGUCAAUCCAUGCCAGCCAAGUCCAUGCGGCCCCAACAGUCAAUGUCGGGAGAUUAACGGGCAGGCUGUUUGCUCAUGUUUGCCCACUUAUAUCGGAUCUCCACCUGGAUGUCGACCGGAAUGUGUCACCAGUUCCGAGUGUCCUUUGGAUAGGGCAUGUGUCAACCAGAAAUGUGUCGAUCCUUGUCCAGGAACGUGCGGCACUAAUGCAAGAUGCAAUGUCAACAAUCAUAGUCCCAUCUGCUCUUGUCAAUCCGGAUAUACUGGAGAUCCAUUCACACGAUGUUAUCCCAACCCACCUCCACCACAAGACACUCAAGUCAUUGUCCGGGAUCCCUGUGUUCCUUCACCAUGUGGUCCCAAUUCGCAAUGUAGAAAUAUCAAUGGAGUUCCUUCCUGCUCUUGUCUCGUCAAUUACAUUGGAUCUCCACCCAACUGUCGACCAGAGUGUACCAUCAACGCGGAAUGUCCAAGCAAUCAAGCAUGUAUGAAUGAAAAGUGCAGAGACCCAUGCCCUGGAUCAUGCGGAAUCGGUGCAAGAUGUAACGUAAUCAAUCAUACUCCGAUUUGCACUUGUGAGUCUGGAUAUACCGGAGACCCGUUCACGAACUGUUACCCAGAACCACCCCCACCACGAGAGCCUGUCCGUGAUGAUCCUUGCAAUCCAUCUCCAUGUGGACCAAAUGCUCAAUGCAACAAUGGAAUCUGCACAUGCCUGCCUGAAUACCAAGGAGACCCAUACCAAGGGUGUAGACCUGAAUGUGUUCUCAAUUCGGACUGUCCUCGUGAUAGGGCUUGUAUUCGAAGCAAAUGUAUCGAUCCUUGUCCUGGAACAUGUGGACAAGAUGCAAUAUGCGAGGUUAUCAACCACAUUCCAAUGUGUAGCUGUCCGAAUGGAAUGGCCGGAAAUGCAUUCGUACAAUGCAGACCUCAACAAGCUCCACCAGUAACAAAUCCAUGCAAUCCGUCUCCAUGUGGACCAAACAGUCAAUGCCGGGAGAUCAACGGACAAGCAGUAUGCUCAUGCGUACCCGGAUUCAUUGGAAGUCCACCGACCUGCAGACCUGAAUGUGUUGUCAGCUCUGAGUGUCCACAAAACCAAGCUUGCAACAAUCAGAAGUGUCGAGAUCCUUGUCCCGGAACAUGUGGAGUUGGGGCUAGAUGCUCGGUUGUCAAUCACAAUCCAAUCUGUAGCUGUCCAGAACGAUUUACUGGAGAUCCGUUUGUCCGUUGUCAGCCCAUUAUUGAAACUCCUGUUCAAAUGACCCCUGUCAACCCUUGCCAACCAAAUCCUUGUGGUCCAAAUGCGGAGUGUCGGCCAGUGGGUGAUUCGCCAUCUUGCAAAUGCUUGGAUAACAUGAUCGGUUCUCCGCCAAACUGUCGUCCAGAAUGCAUCAGUAAUUCUGAGUGUGCCAGCAACCUGGCAUGCAUCCGACAAAAGUGUCAAGAUCCUUGCACUGGAGCAUGUGGAGCCAAUGCAGAGUGCAGAGUUGUCAGUCACACACCCAUGUGUAUAUGCUCGAUUGGCUUCACCGGAGAUCCAUUCACUCAAUGUUUGCCGGUUCAACAAGAUGUACCGAGGGAACCAAGUUCUCCCUGUACACCAAGCCCAUGCGGAGCCAACGCAAACUGUAGAGAACAGAACGGAGCUGGUUCAUGUACUUGUAUCGAGGACCAUUUUGGAAACCCAUACGAAGGAUGUCGUCCAGAAUGUGUUUUGAACUCCGACUGUCCUUCAAACAGAGCAUGUGUCAGAAACAAAUGCCAAGAUCCAUGCCCUGGAACAUGCGGACAGAACGCCAAUUGCCAGGUGGUGAACCAUCUGCCAUCGUGUACUUGCAUUCCUGGUUACGAGGGAGAUCCGUUCCGAUUUUGCAAUAUUCAACAACGAGAACCAAUUCAACAAUACGUCAAUCCAUGCCAGCCAAGUCCAUGCGGCCCCAACAGUCAAUGUCGGGAGAUUAACGGGCAGGCUGUUUGCUCAUGUUUGCCCACUUAUAUCGGAUCUCCACCUGGAUGUCGACCGGAAUGUGUCACCAGUUCCGAGUGUCCUUUGGAUAGGGCAUGUGUCAACCAGAAAUGUGUCGAUCCUUGUCCAGGAACGUGCGGCACUAAUGCAAGAUGCAAUGUCAACAAUCAUAGUCCCAUCUGCUCUUGUCAAUCCGGAUAUACUGGAGAUCCAUUCACACGAUGUUAUCCCAACCCACCUCCACCACAAGACACUCAAGUCGUUGUCCGGGAUCCCUGUGUUCCUUCACCAUGUGGUCCCAAUUCGCAAUGUAGAAAUAUCAAUGGAGUUCCUUCCUGCUCUUGUCUCGUCAAUUACAUUGGAGCUCCACCGAACUGUCGACCAGAGUGUACCAUCAACGCGGAAUGUCCAAGCAAUCAAGCAUGUAUGAAUGAAAAGUGCAGAGAUCCAUGCCCUGGAUCAUGCGGAAUCGGUGCAAGAUGUAACGUGAUCAAUCAUACUCCGAUUUGCACUUGUGAAUCUGGAUACACCGGAGACCCAUUCACGAACUGUUACCCUGAACCACCUCCACCACGAGAGCCUGUUCGUGAUGAUCCUUGCAAUCCAUCUCCAUGUGGACCAAAUGCUCAAUGCAACAAUGGAAUCUGCUCAUGCCUGCCUGAAUACCAAGGAGAUCCAUACCAAGGUUGUAGACCUGAAUGUGUUCUCAAUUCGGAUUGUCCUCGAGACAAGGCUUGUAUUCGAAGCAAAUGUAUCGAUCCUUGUCCUGGAACAUGCGGACAAGAUGCAAUAUGUGAGGUCAUCAAUCACAUUCCAAUGUGUAGCUGUCCAAACGGAAUGGCCGGAAAUGCCUUCGUACAAUGCAGACCACAACAAGCUCCACCAGUAACAAACCCAUGCAAUCCAUCUCCAUGUGGACCAAACAGUCAAUGCCGGGAGAUCAACGGACAAGCAGUAUGCUCAUGCGUACCCGGAUUCAUUGGAAGUCCACCGACCUGCAGACCGGAAUGUGUUGUCAGCUCUGAAUGUCCACAAAACCAAGCUUGCAACAAUCAGAAGUGUCGAGAUCCUUGUCCCGGAACAUGUGGAGUUGGGGCUAGAUGCUCGGUUGUCAAUCACAAUCCAAUCUGUAGCUGUCCAGAACGAUUUACUGGAGAUCCGUUUGUCCGUUGUCAGCCCAUCAUUGAAACUCCUGUUCAAAUGACCCCUGUCAACCCUUGCCAACCCAAUCCUUGUGGUCCAAAUGCCGAGUGUCGGCCAGUGGGUGAUUCGCCAUCUUGCACAUGCUUGGAUAACAUGAUCGGUUCUCCGCCAAACUGUCGUCCAGAAUGCAUCAGUAAUUCUGAGUGUGCCAGCAACCUGGCAUGCAUCCGACAAAAGUGUCAAGAUCCUUGCACUGGAGCAUGUGGAGCCAAUGCAGAGUGCAGAGUUGUCAGUCACACACCCAUGUGUAUAUGCUCGAUUGGCUUCACCGGAGAUCCAUUCACUCAAUGUUUGCCGGUUCAACAAGAUGUACCGAGGGAACCAAGUUCUCCCUGUACACCAAGCCCAUGCGGAGCCAACGCAAACUGUAGAGAACAGAACGGAGCUGGUUCAUGUACUUGUAUUGAGGACCAUUUCGGAAACCCAUACGAAGGAUGUCGUCCAGAAUGUGUUUUGAACUCCGACUGUCCUUCAAACAGAGCAUGUGUCAGAAACAAAUGCCAAGAUCCAUGCCCUGGGACAUGCGGACAGAACGCCAACUGCCAAGUGGUGAACCAUCUGCCAUCGUGUACUUGCAUUCCUGGUUACGAGGGAGAUCCGUUCAGAUUUUGCAAUAUUCAACAGCGAGAACCAAUCCAACAAUACGUCAAUCCUUGCCAACCAAGUCCAUGCGGCCCCAACAGUCAAUGUCGGGAGAUUAACGGGCAGGCUGUUUGCUCAUGUUUGCCCACUUAUAUCGGAUCUCCACCUGGAUGUCGACCGGAAUGUGUCACCAGUUCCGAGUGUCCUUUGGAUAGGGCAUGUGUCAACCAGAAAUGUGUCGAUCCUUGUCCAGGAACGUGCGGCACUAAUGCAAGAUGCAAUGUCAACAAUCAUAGUCCCAUCUGCUCUUGUCAAUCCGGAUAUACUGGAGAUCCAUUCACACGAUGUUAUCCCAACCCACCUCCACCACAAGACACUCAAGUCGUUGUCCGGGAUCCCUGUGUUCCUUCGCCAUGUGGUCCCAACUCGCAAUGUAGAAAUAUCCAUGGAGUUCCUUCCUGCUCAUGUCUAGUCAAUUACAUCGGAUCUCCACCCAACUGUCGACCAGAGUGUACCAUCAACGCGGAAUGUCCAAGCAAUCAAGCAUGUAUGAAUGAAAAGUGCAGAGACCCAUGCCCUGGAUCAUGCGGAAUCGGUGCAAGAUGUAACGUGAUCAAUCAUACUCCGAUUUGCACUUGUGAGUCUGGAUACACCGGAGACCCGUUCACGAACUGUUACCCGGAACCCCCUCCACCACGAGAGCCUGUCCGUGAUGAUCCUUGUAAUCCAUCUCCAUGUGGACCAAACGCACAAUGCAACAAUGGAAUCUGCUCAUGCCUGCCUGAAUACCAAGGAGAUCCAUACCAAGGUUGUAGACCUGAAUGUGUUCUCAAUUCGGAUUGUCCUCGUGAUAAAGCUUGUAUUCGAAGCAAAUGUAUCGAUCCUUGUCCUGGAACAUGUGGACAAGAUGCAAUAUGUGAGGUCAUCAACCACAUUCCAAUGUGUAGCUGUCCAAACGGAAUGGCCGGAAAUGCAUUCGUACAAUGCAGACCACAACAAGCUCCACCAGUAACAAACCCAUGCAAUCCAUCUCCAUGUGGACCAAACAGUCAAUGCCGGGAGAUCAACGGACAAGCAGUAUGCUCAUGCGUACCCGGAUUCAUUGGAAGUCCACCGACUUGCAGACCGGAAUGUGUCGUCAGCUCUGAAUGUCCACAAAAUCAAGCUUGUAACAAUCAGAAGUGCCGAGAUCCUUGUCCCGGAACGUGUGGAGUUGGGGCUAGAUGCUCGGUUGUCAAUCACAAUCCAAUCUGUAGCUGUCCAGAACGUUUCACUGGAGAUCCGUUUGUCCGUUGUCAGCCCAUCAUUGAAACUCCUGUUCAAAUGACCCCUGUCAACCCUUGCCAACCCAAUCCUUGUGGUCCAAAUGCCGAGUGUCGACCCGUGGGUGAUUCGCCAUCUUGCACAUGCUUGGAUAACAUGAUCGGUUCUCCACCAAACUGUCGUCCGGAAUGCAUCAGCAAUUCUGAGUGUUCAAACAACCUCGCAUGUAUUCGACAGAAAUGUCAGAACCCUUGCAUAGGCGCUUGUGGUUUAAAUGCCGAAUGCAGAGUGGUCAGUCAUACUCCAAUGUGCAUAUGCACUGUUGGCUAUACUGGCGACCCAUUCACUCAAUGCAUGACAAUUCAGCAAGAUAUAAAUAGAGAUCCAGUUUCACCAUGUUCACCAAGUCCAUGUGGAGCGAAUGCAGUGUGCAAAGAGCAAAGUGGUGCUGGAUCUUGCUCGUGUAUUGAAGACCAUUUCGGUAAUCCCUAUGAAGGAUGCAGACCAGAGUGCGUAUUGAACUCUGACUGCCCUUCAAAUCGUGCAUGUAUUCGUAACAAAUGUCAAGAUCCUUGCCCCGGAACAUGUGGGCAAAAUGCUGAAUGCCAGGUUGUCAAUCACUUACCAUCAUGUACAUGCAAUGUUGGUUACGAUGGAGAUCCUUUCCGAUUCUGCAACAUACAACAAAGAGAACCGGAACCAAUGUACAAAAACCCAUGCCAACCAAACCCUUGUGGCCCCAACAGUCAAUGUCGGGAGAUCAACGGGCAGGCUGUUUGCUCAUGUUUGCCCACUUAUAUCGGAUCUCCACCUGGAUGUCGACCGGAAUGCGUCACCAGUUCCGAGUGUCCUUUGGAUAGGGCAUGUGUCAACCAGAAAUGUGUCGAUCCUUGUCCAGGAACAUGUGGCACUAAUGCAAGAUGCAAUGUCAACAAUCAUAGUCCCAUCUGCUCUUGUCAAUCCGGAUAUACUGGAGAUCCAUUCACACGAUGUUAUCCCAACCCACCUCCACCACAAGACACUCAAGUCAUUGUCCGGGAUCCCUGUGUUCCUUCACCAUGUGGUCCCAAUUCGCAAUGUAGAAAUAUCAAUGGAGUUCCUUCCUGCUCUUGUCUCGUCAAUUACAUUGGAUCUCCACCCAACUGUCGACCAGAGUGUACCAUCAACGCGGAAUGUCCAAGCAAUCAAGCAUGUAUGAAUGAAAAAUGCAGAGACCCAUGCCCUGGAUCAUGCGGCAUCGGUGCCAGAUGUAACGUAAUCAAUCAUACUCCAAUUUGCACAUGUGAGUCUGGAUACACCGGAGACCCGUUCACGAACUGUUACCCUGAACCACCUCCACCACGAGAGCCUGUCCGUGAUGAUCCUUGUAAUCCAUCUCCAUGUGGACCAAAUGCACAAUGCAACAAUGGAAUCUGCUCAUGCCUGCCCGAAUACCAAGGAGACCCAUACCAAGGUUGUAGACCUGAAUGUGUUCUCAAUUCGGAUUGUCCUCGAGACAAGGCUUGUAUUCGAAGCAAAUGUAUCGAUCCUUGUCCUGGAACAUGCGGUCAAGAUGCGAUUUGCGAGGUCAUCAAUCACAUUCCGAUGUGUAGCUGUCCGAACGGAAUGGCCGGAAAUGCAUUCGUACAAUGCAGACCACAACAAGCUCCACCAGUAACAAACCCAUGCAAUCCAUCUCCAUGUGGACAAAACAGUCAAUGCCGGGAGAUCAACGGACAAGCAGUAUGCUCAUGCGUACCCGGAUUCAUUGGAAGUCCACCAACUUGCAGACCGGAAUGUGUUGUCAGCUCUGAGUGUCCACAAAACCAAGCUUGCAACAAUCAGAAGUGUCGAGAUCCCUGUCCCGGAACAUGUGGAGUUGGAGCUAGAUGCUCGGUUGUCAAUCACAAUCCAAUCUGUAGCUGUCCAGAACGUUUCACUGGAGAUCCGUUUGUCCGUUGUCAGCCCAUCAUUGAAACUCCUGUUCAAAUGACCCCUGUCAACCCUUGCCAACCAAAUCCUUGUGGUCCAAAUGCGGAGUGUCGGCCAGUGGGUGAUUCGCCAUCUUGCAAAUGCUUGGAUAACAUGAUCGGUUCUCCGCCAAACUGUCGUCCAGAAUGCAUCAGUAAUUCUGAGUGUGCCAGCAACCUGGCAUGCAUCCGACAAAAGUGUCAAGAUCCUUGCACUGGAGCAUGUGGAGCCAAUGCAGAGUGCAGAGUUGUCAGUCACACACCCAUGUGUAUAUGCUCGAUUGGCUUCACCGGAGAUCCAUUCACUCAAUGUUUGCCGGUUCAACAAGAUGUUCCAAGAGAACCAUCUUCACCAUGUAUGCCAAGUCCAUGUGGAGCUAAUGCAAUUUGUCGAGAGCAGAAUGGAGCUGGUUCUUGCACAUGUAUGGAUGAUCAUAUUGGUAAUCCCUAUGAAGGAUGCAGACCAGAGUGUGUUCUGAACUCGGACUGUCCGUCUGAUCGCGCUUGCAUUCGAAGCAAGUGUCAGGAUCCGUGCCCAGGAACUUGUGGGCAAAAUGCAGACUGCCAAGUUGUCAAUCAUUUACCAUCUUGUACCUGCAUUUCUGGAUAUGAAGGAGAUCCUUUCAGAUUCUGCAACAUCCAGCAAAGAGAACCGAUCCAACAAUACGUCAAUCCAUGCCAACCAAGUCCAUGCGGCCCCAACAGUCAAUGUCGGGAGAUCAACGGGCAGGCUGUUUGCUCAUGUUUGCCCACUUAUAUCGGAUCUCCACCUGGAUGUCGACCGGAAUGCGUCACCAGUUCCGAGUGUCCUUUGGAUAGGGCAUGUGUCAACCAGAAAUGUGUCGAUCCUUGUCCAGGAACAUGUGGCACUAAUGCAAGAUGCAAUGUCAACAAUCAUAGUCCCAUCUGCUCUUGCCAAUCCGGAUAUACAGGAGAUCCAUUCACACGAUGUUAUCCCAACCCACCUCCACCACAAGACACUCAAGUCGUUGUCCGGGAUCCCUGUGUUCCUUCGCCAUGUGGUCCCAAUUCGCAAUGUAGAAAUAUCAAUGGAGUUCCUUCCUGCUCUUGUCUAGUCAAUUACAUUGGAUCUCCACCCAACUGUCGACCAGAGUGUACCAUCAACGCGGAAUGUCCAAGCAAUCAAGCAUGUAUGAAUGAAAAGUGCAGAGAUCCAUGCCCUGGAUCAUGCGGCAUCGGUGCCAGAUGUAACGUAAUCAAUCAUACUCCAAUUUGCACAUGUGAGUCUGGAUACACCGGAGACCCGUUCACGAACUGUUACCCUGAACCACCUCCACCACGAGAGCCUGUCCGUGAUGAUCCUUGCAAUCCAUCUCCAUGUGGACCAAAUGCUCAAUGCAACAAUGGAAUCUGCACAUGCCUGCCCGAAUACCAAGGAGACCCAUACCAAGGUUGUAGACCUGAAUGUGUUCUCAAUUCGGAUUGUCCUCGAGACAAGGCUUGUAUUCGAAGCAAAUGUAUCGAUCCUUGUCCUGGAACAUGCGGACAAGAUGCAAUAUGUGAGGUCAUCAAUCACAUUCCAAUGUGUAGCUGUCCAAACGGAAUGGCCGGAAAUGCCUUCGUACAAUGCAGACCACAACAAGCUCCACCAGUAACAAACCCAUGCAAUCCAUCUCCAUGUGGACCAAACAGUCAAUGCCGGGAGAUCAACGGACAAGCAGUAUGCUCAUGCGUACCCGGAUUCAUUGGAAGUCCACCGACCUGCAGACCGGAAUGUGUUGUCAGCUCUGAGUGUCCACAAAACCAAGCUUGCAACAAUCAGAAGUGUCGAGAUCCUUGUCCCGGAACAUGUGGAGUUGGUGCUAGAUGCUCGGUUGUCAAUCAUAAUCCAAUCUGCAGCUGUCCAGAACGAUUCACUGGAGAUCCGUUUGUCCGUUGUCAGCCCAUCAUUGAAACUCCUGUUCAAAUGACCCCUGUCAAUCCUUGCCAACCCAAUCCUUGUGGUCCGAAUGCGGAGUGUCGGCCAGUGGGUGAUUCGCCAUCUUGCACAUGCUUGGAUAACAUGAUCGGUUCUCCGCCAAACUGUCGUCCAGAAUGCAUCAGUAAUUCUGAUUGUGCCAGCAAUCUUGCAUGCAUUCGACAAAAGUGCCAAGAUCCUUGCAUUGGAGCAUGUGGAGCCAAUGCAGAGUGCAGAGUUGUCAGUCACACACCCAUGUGUAUAUGCUCGAUUGGUUUCACCGGAGAUCCAUUCACUCAAUGUUUGCCGGUUCAACAAGAUGUGCCGAGGGAACCAAGUUCUCCCUGUACACCAAGCCCAUGCGGAGCCAACGCAAACUGUAGAGAACAGAACGGAGCAGGUUCAUGUACUUGUAUUGAGGACCAUUUCGGAAACCCAUACGAAGGAUGUCGUCCAGAAUGUGUUUUGAACUCCGACUGUCCUUCAAACAGAGCAUGUGUCAGAAACAAAUGCCAAGAUCCAUGCCCUGGAACAUGCGGACAGAACGCCAAUUGCCAAGUGGUGAACCAUCUGCCAUCGUGUACUUGCAUUCCUGGUUACGAGGGAGAUCCGUUCCGAUUCUGCAAUAUUCAACAGCGAGAACCACCAGUCUAUCAAAACCCGUGUCAACCAAACCCAUGUGGACCAAACAGUCAGUGCAGGGAAGUUAAUGGACAAGGAGUUUGCUCAUGUUUGCCCACUUAUAUCGGAUCUCCACCGGGAUGUCGUCCCGAAUGUGUCACAAGUUCGGAAUGUUCAUUGGACAAAGCUUGUGUCAACCAGAAAUGUGUCGAUCCAUGCCCGGGAGCAUGCGGGGCGAAUGCAAGAUGUAACGUCAACAAUCAUAGUCCCAUCUGCUCUUGUCAGUCUGGUUACACAGGAGAUCCAUUUACACGAUGCUAUCCUAAUCCACCACCACCGAAAGAUACUCCAGUUACCAUUCGUGAUCCUUGCGUACCAUCUCCGUGCGGUCCCAACUCACAGUGUAGAAACAUCAAUGGAGUUCCAUCUUGCUCUUGUCUAGUCAAUUACAUUGGAUCUCCACCGAACUGUCGGCCCGAAUGUACCAUUAAUGCGGAAUGUCCAAGCAAUCAAGCAUGUAUGAAUGAAAAGUGCAGGGACCCAUGUCCUGGAUCAUGCGGAAUCGGUGCCAGAUGUAACGUGAUCAAUCAUACUCCCAUUUGCACUUGUGAGUCUGGAUACACCGGAGACCCGUUCACGAACUGUUACCCGGAACCACCUCCACCACGAGAGCCUGUCCGUGAUGAUCCUUGCAAUCCAUCUCCAUGUGGACCAAAUGCUCAAUGCAACAAUGGAAUCUGCUCAUGCCUGCCUGAAUACCAAGGAGACCCAUACCAAGGGUGUAGACCUGAAUGUGUUCUCAAUUCGGACUGUCCUCGUGAUAAGGCUUGUAUUCGAAGCAAAUGUAUCGAUCCUUGUCCUGGGACAUGCGGACAAGAUGCGAUCUGCGAAGUUGUCAAUCAUGUACCGGUUUGCAGCUGUCCGAACGGAAUGACUGGUAACGCUUUUGUACAAUGCAGACCACAACAAGCUCCUCCAGUCACGAACCCGUGCAAUCCGUCACCAUGUGGACCGAACAGUCAAUGCCGAGAGAUCAACGGACAAGCUGUUUGUUCGUGUGUGAUGGGAUUCAUAGGAAGUCCGCCAGCAUGCCGACCGGAAUGUGUCGUUAGCUCUGAAUGUCCACAAAAUCAAGCUUGUAACAAUCAGAAGUGUCGAGAUCCUUGUCCCGGAACAUGUGGAGUAGGCGCAAGAUGUACUGUUGUCAAUCACAAUCCAAUCUGCAGUUGUCCUGAACGUUUCACCGGGGAUCCAUUUGUCCGCUGUCAACCAAUCAUUGAACAACCUGUCCAAAUGACGCCCGUGAAUCCUUGUCAACCAAGUCCUUGUGGACCGAAUGCCGUUUGUAGACAAGUCGGUGAUUCACCUUCGUGUACAUGUUUGGAAGAAAUGAUUGGUGCUCCGCCAAAUUGUCGCCCGGAAUGCGUCAGUAAUACCGAAUGUGCCAGCAAUUUAGCUUGUAUUCGACAGAAAUGCCAGGAUCCGUGUUCGGGAGCUUGCGGUGCAAAUGCAGAGUGCAGGGUUGUUAGCCACACACCGGUCUGCAUUUGCUCAAUUGGAUACACUGGUGAUCCAUUCACUCAGUGCGUAGUCGUACAGCAGGACAUUCCUAGAGAACAGACUUCUCCGUGUACACCAAGUCCUUGCGGAGCCAAUGCAAACUGUAGAGAACAGAACGGAGCUGGUUCGUGUACCUGUAUUGAAGACUACUUUGGAAACCCAUACGAGGGUUGCCGGCCCGAAUGCGUACUAAACUCCGAUUGCGCCUCGAACCGUGCUUGCAUCAACAACAAAUGCAAAGAUCCGUGUCCUGGAACAUGCGGCCAGAACGCCGAAUGCCAAGUAGUCAACCAUUUGCCAUCAUGUACCUGCUUCGUAGGAUACGAAGGGGAUCCAUUCAGAUAUUGCGAUGUUCAGCAACGAGAACCGGUGAAGGAAUAUGUCAAUCCUUGCCAACCGAACCCAUGUGGGCCAAAUAGCCAAUGCCGAGAAAUAAAUGAACAGGCUGUUUGCUCGUGCUUGCCCACAUACAUUGGAUCUCCACCCGGAUGUCGACCGGAAUGUGUCACCAGUUCCGAGUGUUCUUUGGAUAAGGCCUGCAUCAAUCAGAAAUGUGUCGACCCUUGCCCAGGAACCUGUGGCACUAAUGCACGUUGUAAUGUUAACAACCACAGUCCAAUUUGCUCUUGUCAGUCAGGAUACACUGGAGAUCCCUUCACUCGUUGCUUCCCGAAUCCACCGCCUCCCAAAGACACUCCAGUUACGGUACGAGAUCCUUGUGUACCAUCUCCGUGUGGUCCCAAUUCACUUUGUAGGAACAUCAACGGAGUACCAUCUUGUACGUGUCAGUCCAAUUACAUCGGAUCACCUCCAAACUGUAGACCGGAGUGUACAAUAAACGCAGAAUGUCAAAGCAAUCAAGCUUGUAUGAAUGAGAAGUGCAGAGAUCCUUGCCCGGGAUCGUGUGGUGUUGGAGCUCUUUGCAAUGUAAUCAAUCACACACCAAUUUGUACAUGUCAGCAAGGAUACAUCGGAGAUCCGUUCACCAAUUGUUACCCAGCGCCACCACCUCCAAGGGAGCCAAUAAGGGACGAUCCUUGCAAUCCGUCGCCAUGUGGAGCAAACGCUCAGUGUAACGAUGGUGUGUGCACGUGCCUACCAGAGUAUCAAGGAGACCCGUACCGUGGAUGCCGUCCUGAAUGUGUGCUCAACUCGGAAUGUCCCCGUGACAAGGCUUGCAUCCGCAGCAAAUGCGUUGAUCCAUGCCCAGGAACGUGUGGACAGGAAGCAUUGUGCGAAGUUACGAAUCAUAUACCGAUCUGUAGCUGUCCGCGAGGUAUGACGGGCAAUGCGUUCGUGCAGUGCACAGCACAGCGCGCUCCGGUUGAGACCGAUCCGUGCAAUCCGUCACCUUGUGGACCCAACAGCCAGUGUCGAGCCAUCAACGGACAGGCCGUCUGCUCGUGUGUAAUGGGAUUCGUUGGCAGCCCACCGUCAUGCCGGCCAGAAUGUUCGGUCAACUCUGAUUGUGUGCAAAACUUGGCCUGUGUCAACUUCAAAUGCCGAGAUCCUUGCCCAGGCACAUGUGGCUUAGGUGCCAGAUGUUCUGUGGUUAAUCACAAUCCAAUUUGCAGUUGUCCGUUCAAAAUGACCGGUGAUCCGUUUGUCCGAUGCUAUGAAAUUGUUGAAAGACCUGCCGUUCAAGACACUCCUCGAAACCCUUGCUAUCCCUCACCCUGUGGUCCCAAUGCUAUCUGCGAGAAUCGUAACGGAAACCCGUCUUGCUCUUGUCUGCCCAAUAUGAUCGGUUCUCCUCCUAGCUGUCGACCCGAGUGUGUCAGCAAUUCAGAUUGCUCCAACACUCUAGCGUGUAUAAAUCAAAGGUGUCAAGAUCCUUGUCCAAAUGCGUGUGGAACAAAUGCCGACUGUCGUGUCUCUCUUCACAUUGCGAACUGCAUUUGUCCUUCGGGGUACACGGGCAAUCCGUUCGUCGCCUGUUUCGUUGAAACAAAACCACCACCGGAAGUUGACCGAUCACCACCAGAAGAUCCGUGCUAUCCAUCACCGUGUGGCACGAACGCUCGUUGUCGUCCGGUGGACGGUGGCGCAGUCUGCGAAUGCUUCGAGAACUACUUUGGCAAUCCGUACACCUCUUGUCGACCGGAGUGUGUGACAAACUCGGAAUGUUCCAGGAAUACGGCCUGUAUUCAGAACCGGUGCAAGGAUCCUUGCCCGGGAGUGUGCGGCCACAACGCCGAAUGUAGCGUCAUUAAUCACACUCCGACGUGUACCUGUCGCGAGGGAAUGGUUGGAAACGCGUUUGAGCAAUGCCUGCGUGAAGAGAAACCACCUGCGCCAAGUGAUCCGUGCUAUCCGUCCCCAUGUGGGCUGAACACGGUUUGCCGAUCGUCGGGAGGAAACGCCGUUUGCGAAUGUUUGCCAGACUUCAAAGGAACGCCGUUCGGAAGAGGAUGCUACCCAGAGUGUACGAUCAACUCGGAUUGUCCGAGGGAUAAGACAUGCGUCAACAAGAAGUGCGUCGAUCCAUGCCCAGGAGUUUGCGGAUACAGAGCUGUCUGCCAUGCGAUCAACAACAGUCCGGUGUGCUCGUGUCCGAACAACAUGAUUGGCGAUCCUUUCGUCGAGUGUAAGGAAGCGGCACCAAAGGAUCCAUGCAAUCCGUCACCGUGCAGAACGAACGGAAUUUGCCGCGUUGUUGGAGGCCGAGCAGAGUGUCAAUAUCCGGAAUGUGUCAUCAAUUCGGACUGCUCGCCCAAUCGGGCAUGCUUCAACCAGAAGUGUCGAGAUCCGUGCGUCGGAGCAUGUGGAGUCAACGCCAUCUGUAACGUGGUCAACCAUGCACCAAUUUGUUCAUGCCCGGAACGUCACGUCGGCUCACCAUUUGUGCAGUGUAACCGACAGAUGGAUCCUGUGCCGCAGCCAGAAUGUGUGAGCGACGAUCAAUGUACCAACGACAAGGCUUGCAUCAACCAGCAGUGCGUGAAUCCGUGCUCUGCUAGCAACGGAUUGUGUAAUCUGAACGCCGAAUGUCGAGUACAGUUCCACCGGGCUAUAUGUACGUGCCGCGACGGCUACACCGGAAACGCUCAGAUUGCUUGCUACGAAAUCGGGUGCCGAUCGGAUUCGGACUGUCCGGCAACGGAGGCCUGUGUGAACAAGAACUGCAUCGACCCGUGCCGAUACACCCAGUGUGGACGCAAUGCCGUUUGCAAAACUGACUACAACCACAACGCACGAUGCCACUGCAUCGACGGCUACCGAGGUAACGCUCUGACGGGUUGUACGCGACCCGAAUGUACGCGGGACGACGAGUGCCCGUACCAUCUGUCCUGCCAGAACGAACAGUGCCGAGAUCCGUGCGAUUGUGCACCGGGUGCCCAGUGCAGAGUUGACAACCAUCGGGCGUCGUGCAGAUGCCCUCCCGGAUACACGGGAGAUGCCAGCUUUGCCUGCGAGAAGAUACCAGUUCGCGAUCCGGACCAAUGUAAGAUGGACGCCGACUGUUCGAGCCGGUUGGCUUGCUUCAGUGGAACGUGCAAGAAUCCAUGCCUCGAGGCGAAACCGUGCGCCCAGCAUGCCGUUUGUACCGUCCAGGACACACUGCCGCUGCGUACAAUGUACUGCGUGUGCGAGGAAGGUUACGUGGGCGAUGCCGAAAAACAAUGCCUGCCAGUAUCACCAAUCCAACCGGGAUGCAGUUCGGACAUCGAAUGCGCAGCGACCGAGACGUGCCGCAACCGGGCGUGCGUAAAUCCGUGCACGGAGUUCAACCCGUGCGCACGCACGGCCGAGUGUUUGGCCCAGAGCCACAAGGCCAUCUGUUCCUGCCCGGUCGGAAUGGUGGGCGAUCCGUUCCAGAACUGCUACCGCGAGCCGGUAAUCACGCCGGAGUGCACGGUGGACUCGGAGUGUCCCAGCAAUCGGGCUUGCAUCAACCAGAAGUGUCAGGAUCCGUGCGCCGAUGGAAAUCCGUGCGCCGGAAAUGCCGAAUGCCGCACGUUGACGCACCGUCCGCUGUGCAUGUGCCCGCAGGGAUGGGGAGGCGACCCUAAGGUUCAGUGUUACAAGCCGGAAUGUCAACGCGACAGCGACUGCCCGUACGACAAGGCGUGCUACAACGACAAGUGUUUGAACCCGUGCACAUACGGCGCGACGCAGUGUGGCAGGGGAGCCGAAUGUCUCGCGCAGGGACACCGUGCCAACUGCAUCUGUCCGGCGGGUACCCAGGGUAACCCGUUGAUUUCAUGCGUGACCGGUCUGUGCCAGUACAACGAAGAUUGCGCAGAUCACGAGGCUUGCGACCGACUGAACCGGGUGUGUCGACCCGUGUGUGACGAUGAGACGUGUGCGUCUCGGGCGACGUGCAUUGGCCGGAACCAUCAGGCAACGUGCGAGUGUGCAUCUGGAACCAGAGGCAACCCGUACGUGGAGUGCGCUCGAGAUGAACCGGAACCAGUGUGUCGUACGGACGGUGACUGUCCUUCGCAGCAAGCCUGCAUCAACAGCAUGUGCUCGAAUCCGUGUACCGUGAUCAGCCCAUGCUCGAGACAGCAAUCGUGUUCGGUUGUCGAUACGCUACCACUGCGGACGAUGAUCUGCGCCUGCCCAACCGACAUGUUGGUCGACGCAAACGGUCAAUGUAAACCGAUUGUGGUAGAAGGAUGUCGCAAGGACAACGAUUGCCCAGACACCGACCGCUGCAUGCGAGGACAGUGUAUGCUGGCUUGCCGCGCCGAACCAUGCGGAGUGAACGCACAGUGCGUAUCCAGCGGACAUCGGGCCAAGUGUUCGUGUGCCUCGGAAUACGUAGGAAAUCCACACAUCGAGUGUACACCGGAGGGACGAGUACCGAGCCCGAAGGAAUGUUCCGUGGACGACGACUGCCCGCUGGACCGAUCCUGCCUGAACGAGCGUUGCAUCAACCCGUGCACGCAGGACGUCUGCGGACGAGGAGCCAUUUGUCACGUGCAGCUGCACAAUGCCGUGUGCAACUGCCCAGCUGGAUACAAGAAGGACGCCAACAACAACUGCGUACCACCGGUUGCCGACCUGCCCAAGUGUCGCGCCAACUCGGACUGCGCCACCAGUGAGACCUGCGUCAACGAGAUCUGCGCCAAUCCGUGCAACUGCGGCCAGAACGCCGAUUGCUACGUGAAGGACCACUACCCGGUGUGCAGCUGCAAGCCGGGCUACUCUGGAAACGCGCAGUUUGGUUGCUUCAAGCUGGGUUGCCAGUCGGACAGCGAGUGUGCCAACGACAAGCAGUGCUACAACGGCGAGUGCCUGAACCCGUGCGCGCUGGAGAAUCCAUGUGCGUUGAACGCGGAGUGCUUCGGAGACAAGCAUCGAGCGGCGUGUCGCUGUCUGCCGGGGCUGGAGGGCAAUCCGUUUGUACAAUGUCGCCGAGUCGAGUGUCACUUUGACGGAGAGUGUCCGGACAACAGGGCCUGCUUGCAAGAGCAGUGUAUCGAUCCGUGCAGCGAGAUGGCACCAUGUGCUCAGAAUGCGAUUUGCUUUACCCGAGGACAUGCGCCGCACUGCAAGUGUCCGGACCAUUUGCCGGACGGGAAUCCGUUCUCGUUCUGCGAACGACGCGUGGUGCAACACAAGCCGGAAUGUACAAUGGAUACGGACUGUCCCAGCCGAUUGGCAUGCAUCAACAACAAGUGUGUCGAUCCGUGCAGGGAACUCGAGCCAUGUGCCAGGUCAGCCAAGUGUACCGUGCUGGAUUCGGUUCCGGUGCGAACCAUGGUUUGCGAAUGUCCGGAACUGCACGUGCCAGAUGUGAACGGUGAAUGUAAACGAAUCGUGCUGCAGACUCCGCCGGAGUGUUCCAGUGAUUCGGAAUGCUCGGAUAAGGAGGCUUGUAUCAAUCGACAGUGCAGGAAUCCGUGCAACUGCGGUGAUCACAGCACAUGUAUGGUAAAGAACCACCGAGGAAUUUGCUCGUGCGAGGAUGGAUACGAAGGAAAUCCGAACAUUGCAUGUAGAACGAUCGGAUGCCGAAUUGAUUCCGAGUGUGAAUCGGGUAAGGCUUGCAUCAACGGAAAUUGCGUAAAUCCUUGCUUGGAUAACAACCCUUGCGGAAUCAACGCCGAAUGCUACGCCGUAUCGAGUCACGCAGAGUGCAGAUGUCUGAGCGGAUAUCGCGGAAAUCCGAUGGUACAGUGUACGGUCGUCGAGUGCCGCAGCAACAACGAUUGUCCGAACGACAAGCAGUGCCGUAACACGCAGUGUGUCGAUCCGUGCAUAUACGAUAGCUCGUGCUCACCGAGGGCAGAAUGCAAGGCACAGAACCAUCUAGCCGUUUGCAGAUGUCCAGCGGGACUGGUUGGCAAUCCGUACGUGGACUGCCGACCGGAGAUCAUUCCAGAGUGUGUGUACGACACGGAUUGUCCGUCGCACUUGGCCUGUAUCGAGAACAAGUGCGUUGAGCCAUGCGGUGCUUUGGAGCCAUGCAAUCGACCAGCGAGAUGCGAAGCAAUUCCGUCGUCGCCGGUGCGUACGAUGAUCUGCAUAUGUCCGGAUGGAUACGUGAGCAGUGGAAGUGGAACGUGCAAACCGGUUGUCAAAUCGGGUUGUAUUUCCGAUUCGGACUGUUCGAGCGAUACCGCUUGCAUCAACAGCAUUUGUAGAAACCCUUGCAACUGUGGACCGAAUGCCGAGUGCCGAAUCAAGGACCACAAACCGGUGUGCUCGUGCAAGCAAGGAUUCGACGGUAAUCCGGAGAUUGAAUGCAUCAAGAUUGAGUGUCGCGUUGACGACGAUUGUUCCAGUCAGCACUCGUGCUUGAACCGGCAGUGCAUCCCGGUGUGUUCGCUGGACACGUGCGGACGACAAGCCGAAUGCUACGCCCAGAACCACAGAGCGAUCUGUGAGUGCCUGCCAGGGUACGAGGGCGAUCCGCGCGCCACCUGUAGACUGUUGGGAUGUCGAGCCGAUUCGGACUGCCCACUGGACAAGGCGUGUAUCAACCAGAAGUGUGAAAACCCUUGCGAGAACCAAGCGAUCUGCGCCCAGAACGAGCUGUGCCAGGUGUACCAGCAUCGGCCCGAGUGCGCCUGUCCGCCACCAUUCGAAGCGGAUCCGAUCCGAGGAUGUGUGCUGCGUGACGAACGGUGCCGAACCGACGGUGAGUGCCCCUCGCAGACGGCUUGCAUCCAGGGUGAAUGUGUCAACCCGUGCAACGUAACGGAACCGUGCGGCGUCAACUCGAUGUGCAAGGUGCUGGACACGCUGCCCGUGAGGACCAUGAUUUGCGAGUGUCUGCCGGGAUACCAAGGAAAUGCGGCCGUCCAGUGCGACAAGAUGGCCCUUUGCCCAACGGACAGAGGCUUCGUCCGUAACGCCAACGGUGAGUGCGCAUGCCCACCCGGCUACGGACUGUCCAUCUACGAGGACUGCCAGAUAUGUCGCGAAGAGGACGGCCUCAAGAUUGACGAAACGGGACGGUGCGUGUGUGCGCUGGAACGGGGCAUGGUAAUCGACGAGCGGGGCCGUUGCAUCUGCCCGAUCGAUUAUGGCUACCGGCUAACGGAACGGGGCGAGUGCAUCCGUACGGCCGUGCCCGAGUGUACACGCGACAGCGACUGUCCCGACUGGCGCCACUGUCACCAGGAGACGAGAACGUGCGAAGAUCCGUGCAAGACGAAGAUCUGCGGCAAGAACGCGCUGUGCAAUGCAACGAAUCAUCAGGCGAUCUGCCAGUGUAUCGCAGGGUACACCGGUAAUCCGGAGGAGCAUUGCAAUCAAACAACCAACUUCCGCACGGACUUCCCACAACCGGAAAUGCAAGUAACGUGCCAAGCGGACGGCGUUCAGGUGGUUAUCGACCUGAUGGAGUCCAACUUUAACGGUGUGCUGUACGUGAAGGGCCACAGCAAGGACGAAGAGUGCCGACGGGUGGUGAACCUUGCCGGCGAUGCGUCCCAGCGGACGCAGAUCUUCAAGGUGCACUUUGGCAGCUGUGGUCUGAUUCACGUCAACGGAAUCGCCAGCUUCGUGCUGGUCAUUCAGAAGCAUCCGAAGUUGGUCACGUACAAGGCGCAGGCCUACCACAUCAAGUGCGUGUACCAGACCGGAGAGCAGAACGUCACGCUUGGCUUCAACGUGCAGAUGCUGACGACGGCCGGUACGAUCGCCAACACCGGUCCGCCGCCAACGUGUGCCAUGCGAAUCGUUGCCUUCAACGGAGAGGAGAUCGUGUCCGCUGAAAUCGGUGACAAUUUGCGACUGCAGGUCGAAGUGCAGCCAGCGACAAUCUACGGAGGGUUCGCUCGCAGCUGCGUCGCCAAAACGAUGGAAGACAGCGUCGAGAACGAGUACAUUGUGACGGACGAAAAUGGAUGCGCCACAGAGCCGAGCAUCUUCGGGGACUGGGAGUACAACGCCGAAACGAACAGCCUGCUGGCGAGUUUCAACGCGUUCAAGUUCCCCUCGAGCGACAACAUCCGCUUCCAGUGUAACAUUCGGGUGUGCUUCGGCAAGUGUCAACCGGUCAACUGCCACGGGGCGAACGCGUACGGCAAGCGGCGACGUCGGGCAAUUACCGACGCGAACGAGAUCGAGAUGCUGCUGAACAGGACGAGACGUGCGACGAGCAGCAGCUCGACGGCGCUGGCCGGCGACGACGAUGAGCUCGGUAUCGAGGGAACACUGCGAGAGGAGAUCACGAUCCAGUCGAACGCGAUUCUGACGCUGGAUCGCAGGGAGGAGCGUUCGUACGACUCUGAUAAUAUCACUCCCGCCGCUCAACGUGUCGAAGAUAUCUGCGUGUCGAUGAUCGGUCUGAUCAUCGCGCUGGUCAUCACAGCGCUGCUAGCACUGGUUGCCGUUGCCGUGGCCGUGUCCUGCUGGCUGAUGGCCUACCGAAGGCGUCCAACUGUCACGGGACCGCUGCCGCAUCCGCCCGAGUUCCCAAAUCCGCUGUUCGCGCAUCACGAACCGUCGGAACCGUCACACCACGACUACAUGACGUAAGCAAAAGCAAAACCAUACAAUACCAAGAGUAAAACAACGAAAUCGAACGAAAGUAUAGGUUAGGAAAGGUCGAAAGACAAAAAAAAAGACGAUACUGUAAAUAUGUAUGAUUAGAGAGUACACAAUUUUAGAAGUAUGUAAGCGACAGUGACACACCAACUUAGGCAAUAGAACGACGGUGCUCUAACCUCAAUGCAAACGCACUGUCCAACGGCCUGUUGCAUACCAUGCAGGCCCGCGAAAGAAACACGAUUUAGGUUAGAUCGUUUUUAUAUAUUAACACAGGCGGAAUACCGAGAGUCCAGACCAAAGGAGCCGGCUCAGCUCGAACCUUGCCGGGAUUCGGCGGUUCAACCUCAUGUAAAAAGCAAUCUCUAAACGUCGAGAGACUUGACGAACUCGGGCUAACCUCAACCUCGUUAGAAAUUAGAACACAUAGAAGCCCAAUUUGUCUCGUUUCUCGACACGAAAAUCCAACCGGCGAGUCCUCGGGGAACGACUGAGCUUCAAACGAGUACUUUUGGUCUCAAUGGGUUCGAGGUAUUCCGAACGCAAAUCCGAGCAUCUCCUCCGCGGGUCGUUACUAGUCUUUUAUUUAUUAAUGUUAUUAUCGUACUAAGUAAGAGAUGGAUACCCCUCCCUCGUCCUGUUUAGAAACAAACAACUUUUUCUAUCCCCUUCGACGUCCAUUCCUCUAAGGUGGAGGGCCCUCGUGUUUCUUCCGUACUAUUUCGUCCCUUACGAUCUUGUGUGUCCUUUCUCUUUGGCUUUACAACGAAGCAGAUACCGUAUUGCCAUAUAUUGUUCAGCGAAUCUUCACUCUUCCACCAGCACUGAGUCUCGAGAACACUCUCAGCAAAAGCACGCACUCACGACUAGAUUCCUUCCAAAAGUGAACAAUAUUAUCGGUGUUAUUCUAUUAAUAUAAUUGUUUUAGUUGUAAUUUAUUAAAAUUUUAUGAAUAUACAGAAAGAAAACACAUCUCGACCCUCGGAGGAUUUGCGUACCCCUAGGUUUAGUAACACAGAGAGCAAGAAAAUUAUAGGAGAAAAAUGUGUUGUAUUAUACUACAGACAGAGGUGAAUAAAAAAAAGAACGUAGUCAUUUUAUAGCUAAUCUCAUAUCAAGAAAAAGUAACGAAACUAUACAAGAGAUUUGCACGUAGACAAAAGAAAACUGCCAUUCAAAUUCCAAAAUGCGCGUGUCCACGUGGGCGGAACCCAACUCAAGCUCCCGCUUUUCCCCGCUUCGAAAACGAAAAUGUGAAAGAAGCAGCGAGCUUUCAGCUAUUUUCGUUUUCGCUGCGGGAAAAACGAGGAGCAACGCCCCUCAAAAGAACGCGACCAUGUAAGCGAAAAGAAAAAUAGUUCACUAAAAGUUCUUCUCUACACAUAAAUACGAAUGCUGCUAACGGUCAACACUAAACUGCCCCCUUUGAAAAUACUGCACAACGAUGUGUUUAUAGUUUUUUGAAUACAGCAUUAAAACCUUUUAACUAACUAGCUCGCGCAAGUCUCCAAGAGACAGAACGUAGCACAACACCUCUGAAACGGCAGAACGGCGGUUAUUUGUUGUCUUUUGUUUUGUUUUUUGGCAAUACUUUAUUAUCUCUACCCUUGAAAAAAAAUUCCUAAAGCAACCGAAAUCGCGGCUUUUUUUAACGCCCCUAUAUAUUUAUGUUUACUGCAAAAAGAAAACUGAUAAUAACGUCAACUAUUAAGACUGGAUUAACAUUAACUGAGAGGUAAUUAAAAAUAUAAACGAAAAAAAUAUCAAAAAGAGAUAAUCUAUUCCUACUAUAAAGAAAAUAACACUACCUACCGCUAUACCUUCACGCAGACACAGUCUAUUGCGAAUUUUCCAACCCAGUGUAAUAUUUUUUUAUCGAGAAAAAUGUAAAGUUUAUCUGUAGCAUGUGAAUGUCACCUCAAAGAAAAGCGUUAAUAAAAUGAAAAUGAUACUAAUAAAAA
Molecule: messenger RNA, 59214 nt
Organism: Culex quinquefasciatus (southern house mosquito)
Lineage: Eukaryota; Metazoa; Arthropoda; Insecta; Diptera; Culicidae
Exons: 77
Coding region: 614-57244 (18876 amino acids)
Molecular function (GO): calcium ion binding
Source: RefSeq, a predicted model, not a curated record